ACAGGGCGUUUCAGAGGGUCCCAAGGUCCCACCCAGAUGAUGCCCGUGGGUCUGCCAGCCGGGGCGUCACCACCAGUGUUCGAGCAGAUCUUCAGAAAUGCUCGCUUUGCCCAGGGCGGCGAUGCCAUGUUCGAGGGCAAAGUCCAGGGCAACCCGAAGCCCACCGUCACUUGGACCCGCAAGGGCGCACAGAUCGUGUCCGGAAACAAAUAUCAGGUGACACACGAUGAGAACACAGGUGUGGUGACUCUUAAUAUCACCGCCAUCGGCCCCGGCGACGAGGGCGAGUACACUUGCACAGCAGCCAACCAGUACGGCGAGGCCAUCUGCACCGUCUAUAUCCAGCCUGAGGCGGCCUACAUGAUGCAGCAGCAACGUCAGUCCAUGCAAAUGCAACAAAGUAAGUCCAUGAUGCAGCAACAGCAGAUGUCGCAAACAUUUUCGCAGCAGCAGCAACAGAUGAUGUCGGUGCAAAAUGGACAUAUGGAGUCGUUCCGCGUGGACACUUUCGAAUACAGACUGCUUCAUGAAGUGGAGUUCCGUCGCUCUCUGACAAUCACCGUGGCUGGAGAGCUGGAGGUGGACCUUGGCGCUAUCCAGGGUCCUCCUCAGGCUCCUCAGCUCCAGCAGAAGCCACGUUCCACUAAGGUCUCCGACGGAGGCAACGCCACCUUCACCGUUAACGUCAACGGCUACCCGACUCCCAGGGUUAUCUGGUUUAAGAACGGCGUCGGUCUUCAGCAAAGCGACAAAUACCUGAUGACUCAGUCCGCCGGCCAGGUGACCCUGGUGGUGAAGCAGGUGAACUCACAGGACAGCGGCUACUACACAAUGUUGGCCGAGAACUCCUCUGGGUGCACCGUGGCUUCCGCUCAGCUAGCCGUGGUGCCCCGGGGCGAGGUCACUAACGGCGCCCCAUCUCCUGAAGUUAUCCGUCCUGAACGGAUUGAGCAGCAGCAGGCUCAACAGCAAAUGGAGGUGGACGUCGGAGAGGAAAGCGGCAAGUCCUUGGAACCCAAGUUCGUCCGAGGCCCCGCUGACCGCGAAGUCCAGGAGGGCAAAAUGGUGCGCUUCGACGCCCGCUGCUCUGGCAGGCCCUACCCUGAGGUCACUUGGUACAUCAAUGGCCAGCUGGUAGUAGACGAUGCCACCCACAAGGUUUUAGUUAACGAGGCAGGUAACCACUCCCUCAUGAUCAGCAAGGCUUCCCUUAGCGAUGCCGGCGUCAUCACCUGCGUCGCCAAGAACAAGUCUGGCGAAGCUAACUUCCAGUGCCAGCUUAACGUGCUGGAGAUGCAGCAGAUGGUCGCCCCCAAAUUCGUGGAGAGAUUCCAACAGGGCGCCGUGGCCGAGGGAGAGACGGUUGUUCUUCAGUGCCGCGCCGUCGGGACUCCCAUGCCCUUCCUUACAUGGCAGAAGGACGGAGUGUCCGUUGAGAAUAACCCUAAUGUCAUGGUUCAGAGUGACCAGAACGGCGCAUCGGCACUGCAGAUCCUGAGUGCCAGCGCCUCUGAUGCCGGCUGGUAUCAGUGCAACGCUCAGAACUCCGCCGGCUCCGCGGCCACCCGCGCCCGUCUCCACGUGCAGUCCACCAAGCCUUCCGGCCCCGCCCAACCUCAGAGGCCCCACUUCCCGAGGCCCGUCAAAUUCAUCGAACCUGAACCCGAACCCGAACCUGAGGUGAUCAUGCUGCGCCCCGUCGAGAGGGCCCACCACGUGCCUAAGGCCCCCGAGGAGGAGCAGCCCGUUGAACCCCCCAAGUUCACCCAUCCCCUGAGGGAUAUCGACAUCGUCGAGGGCACCCGCGCCCACUUCGAGGCCAAGGUGACCCCCGUCGGCGACGCCACCAUGAACAUUGAGUGGCUCAUUGACGGCAAGCCCCUUGCUGCCAGCUCCCGAGCGACUGUCACUUACCGCUUCGGCUUCGUGGCCCUUGACAUCCUCAACGUGAUCAAGGCCGACGCUGGCGUGUACACCUGCCGCGCCACCAAUGCCAAGGGGCAGGCCGAGACUUCCGCUAAUCUUAGGAUUACAGAGCGCCCCCUGAUUGAAAGCCAGACUCAGCACCCCGAGGCGCUGCAGCAGAUCAGCUACCUGGAGGACCAGUCCAGGUACCAGCGCACCGUCUCCAUCGAGGAAUCUUCCACGAUCAAGCCCUCCUUCGUCAAGCCUCUCUCCAACCUGGGCGAAGUCAUGGAGGGAAAAUAUGCUCACUUCGAGGCUCAACUUCACCCCGUCAGCGACCCCUUCAUGAGGAUCGAAUGGUUCAAGGAUGGAAAACCCAUCACUGCCAGUUCUCGCAUCAAUGUAAUCUACAACUUCGGUUAUGUGGCUCUUAACAUCAUGCACCUUCGUCCCGAGGACAGCGGCACCUAUACCGUGCGUGCCACGAACAAGGCAGGAGAGUGCCAGUGUCAGGCUUCCAUUCAAGUCAUCACUCUGUCCAGCGUCACAGGAGACCUUGGCAUCCCCGAGCAAGCUCAGCACAUCAGGAGUGUUGAGGAGAUGGAGGCUUACAGGCUCCAAAUGCAACAGAGAACUGCUCAGGAAAUCGCGGAGGCUACUACUGCUCCCGUAUUCAAGACAGAGCUCAAGGACGCCACGGCUCGGGAGGGUGGCUAUGCCCACUUCGAGGCCCGCUUGGAGCCCAUUGGUGAUCCUAACCUUAAGGUCGAGUGGCUGAAGGACGGACGACCCAUCGAAGCAAGUUCUCGUAUUACAUCUUUCUUCAACUUUGGCUAUGUUGCCUUGACUGUGAAGGCCCUUAUCAUCAAGGACGCAGGAACCUACACCUGCGUUGCCAAAAACAGCAAGGGUGAGGCUCAGGUCACUGCUCAGCUCACUGUCCUCUCCAAGACUGACACUGAAGUAGAGACUCAGUACCAGGAAACGGUCGCUAAGAUGCAAUAUUUGGAGGACUCUACCCGCUACCAGAAGACAGAGACUGAAGAGACAUCCGCAGUCACAAUCCCCCCAAAAUUCCUGGGUCCCCUCAAGGGAACCAACAAGAUUGUUGAAGGGCAGAAGGCUCACUUCGAGAUCCGCCUUGAGCCCCAGAGUGACCCAACCAUGACCGUUGAGUGGUACUUCAAUGGGCAGGUGAUCAUGUCUGCUUCUCGCAUCAAGACUUACCACGACUUCGGCUACGUGUCACUUGACAUUUCUGACGUCCGUCAGUCUGAUGCUGGUCAGUACACCGUCGUGGCUCGCAAUGCUCUCGGCCAGGCACAGAUGUCCAGCGUCAUGACCGUGGAGACACGCUCGGCCAUCGACACAACUUCUAUGCAUGAGGUGACACUGAGCAAGACCAGUGCGAUGGAACGUCGUCAUCAGGAGCCUCAGUAUGACAUUGAGGAGAUUUCAAGGUCCAAGCCUGAAUUCACACAACUUCUGUCUGACCCCAAGCCCUUGCCAGAGGGUAAGAAUGUCCACCUGGAAGCUCGUUUGGAACCCAUGAACGACCCAACUAUGAAGGUCGAGUGGUUCUUCAAUGGAAAGCCCAUCACUAUUGGUUCCCGCUUCAAGACCUACUUCGAUUUUGGCUUCGUUGCUCUCGAUAUCAUCGGAGCUUACACCACUGACUCCGGCGAGUACACCUGUCGCGCCGAAAACAUGCUUGGCAGCGCACACACUUCAUCAUGUGUUCGCGUCAUUGGUACCGGCGACGUUCUCUCUGAAUCCAUGCACGACAACGCCAUGGAGCAGAUCCAUUACCUGGAAGACGCUUCGCGCCACCAGCGCUCCAUGCAUGAGCAAACAGAGAUCAAUGAAGCUCCCACAUUCGUCAAGUCCCUGAAGAAUAUUGAGACCAUUGAAGGCACCAACAUUCAUCUUGAGGCCCGUCUGAAGCCUGUAGGAGACUCAUCUAUGAGGAUCGACUGGUUCUUCAAUGAUGAACCACUUAAAGUUGGACAUCGUUUCAGGCCUGCAUAUGAUUUCGACUAUGUAGCCCUGGAUCUUCUGAGUGUGUAUCCUAUAGACUCCGGCAUUUAUACUUGCAGGGCUACUAACAAACUCGGACAGGCUGUCACCUCAGCUUCGGUCAAAGUCACGGCCAAGAAGGAUCUAGUGUUCGACUCAGAGCACCCAGAUAGUCUGCAGAAACUUCAGUACCUCGAUGAUAGUUCGCGGUACCAAAGGCGAGAAACCAUGGAGGAAGUUUCCGUGAAAAUCAAGCCCCGUUUCCUCACCCAACUUAAGAGCGCGACACUGAAGGAGGGCAUGAAUGCGCACUUCGAGGCCAAGAUCGAACCCAUCACCGACCCGAACCUCAGGAUUGACUGGUACAGGAACGGAAUGCCGAUCCAGCUUGGCUCGCGUUUCCGCCUGAUCCACGACUUUGGCUACGUGGCUUUAGAUAUAUCGCGCGUGAUCGAGGAGGACUCCGGCACGUACACUUGCGUGGCGACCAACUUGAUGGGCAAAGAUGAGAUCACGGCCGACCUUAAGGUUCUGAAUUCUGCGAACAUCGUGAUGGAGUCCCAGAACCAGACCAUGACGAUGGAGCAGCUGCAGAUGCUGGAAGACCGCAGCAAAUACUCCCGCACUGAGCAGGUCGAGGAGACCACCAAGCAGGCUCCCGUCUUCACCACGUCCCUGAAGAAUAUCGAGAUCCUUGAGGGCCAGCGCGCCCACUUCGAACUGAAGCUCAUCCCCACCUCCGACCCCACCAUGAAGGUGGAGUGGUUCCAUAACAACGUCCCCGUGAAGAGUGGUUCUCGCUUCACCGAGUACAACGACUUCGGCUUCGUUGCUUUGGACAUCAUGUACUGCUACGCCGAAGACUCUGGCACCUACACCUGCGUGGCUACCAACUGCAUGGGCCAGGCUAUGUCGACUGGCAAUCUCGUGUGCCAUACGAAGGAAACCAUUCUGUCAGACACCAUGAACCAAGAGGCCAUGAGCAAGAUCUCCCGCCUGGAAUCCUCUCGCACCCAGCGAACCAUCACCACCGAGGAGAUCACCAUGCAGGCCCCUGUGUUCACCGCGCCUCUCAGGGACCAGCAGCUCAUCGAGAACGCUCCUCUCCACUUCGAGGCUCGUCUCAUUCCCGUCGGCGACCCCGACCUCAAGGUCGAAUGGUUCAAGAACAACGUGCCAAUCCAGCAGGCGAACCGCAUUUCCACCAUGCACGACUUCGGCUACGUCGCCCUCGACAUGAAGUACGUCAACCCAGAGGACUCCGGCACCUACACCUGCCGCGCCACCAACCGUCUGGGCCAGGCCGUCACCACGGCCUCUCUUGUCGUGACAUCCAAGGAAGCCCUUCUCCUGGAAACCCAGCACAGCGAAGCCCUGGAGAAGCUCCGCUAUCUCGAAGACUCCUCCCGCUAUACCAAGUCCACCACCGAGGAGACCGUGAUCACUCAGGCUCCCAAGUUUGUGGUGAAGCUCUCGGGCUUGACCAAACUGUGGGAGGGCCAGAGUGCUCACGUCGAGUGCCGCCUCGAGCCCUACCCCGACCCCAGCAUGAAGGUUGAGUGGUUCCACAAUGGCCAGGCUCUUCAGGUUGGCCACAGAUUCAGGACAAUGUAUGACUUCGGUUUCUGCGCCAUGGAUAUCCUCCAAGCGGUGGCUGAAGAUUCUGGCACUUACGAGGUCAGGGCUACCAACCGCAUCGGAACAGCCACGUCAUCAAUUACCAUUGAAGUUAAGCCCAAGAGCGACUUUAUUGUAGAGACGCAACACCCUGAGGCCAUGGCCAAGAUCACCAGGCUGGAGCAGAAGGCCCCCCACAGGCUGCCUGAGGACUCCCUGGUGAUCGAGAAACCCAACUUCGGCCGCCCUCUGAGGAACCAGGACCAUCUGAUCGAGGGCCAGUCCAUCCACAUGGAGGCUACCCUCACCCCUGUCAACGACCCCACAAUGAAGGUCGAAUGGUUCUUCAAUGGACAGCCCAUUCCUCAAGGCCAUCGCUUCCGCACAACCUACGAUUUCGGCUUCGUGGCCCUGGAUAUCCUGUACGCCUACCCCGAGGACUGUGGCACGUACAUGUGCAAGGCGACCAACGCCGCGGGCCAGGCCGUGACCUCGUGCAGCAUCAAGGUGGAGGGUACUGGAAGCAUGCAGCUGGGCACCGUGGACGAAGAGCGCAUGCGCAAGAUUCGUCAGCUGGAAGCCAUGGGCCACAAACCCGAAGAAAUCAAGGACCAGGUCUUCCAGAAGCCCGUGUUCACCACUCCUCUCAACAGCGUGGAUAACCUGGUCGAGGGCGAGCGCUGCCAUCUCGAGUGCCGCCUCGAACCCAUCAACGACCCUGAUCUCAAGGUCGAGUGGUUCGUCAAUGGUGUUGAGAUCAAGGCUGGUCACAGGUUCCGCACCACCCAUGACUUCGGCUACGUUGCCUUGGACAUCCUGUAUUCUUAUGCUGAGGAUUCUGGCACUUACCUCUGCAAGGCCACCAACAAGAUGGGCGAGGCUGUUAAUUCUUGCAAUGUUACAGUCUCUGCUCGUCGCUCCAUCUACCUGGACACUCAGCACCCGAUGGGCUGGGAGAAGAUCCAAAACCUGGAACAGCGUGGCCGCUACGAGCGCAUCGAAGUCUCUGAUGUGCCCAUGCAGCCGCCACGAUUCACUUCUGAGCUUAGGGCUAAUAACACCUUGCUUAGCGAGGGCCAGCACGUGCACUUGGAGGGCCGCGUGGAGCCUGUGCACGACCCAAGCAUGAGGGUCGAGUGGUACCACGAGGGCAAGGCUCUGCAAUCAGCCGCUCGCUUCCAUACCACCUUCGACUUCGGUUACGUCGCUCUGGACAUCACCACCGUGUAUGCCGAAGACUCUGGCGAGUACACCUGCCGCGCCUUCAACCACAUGGGCGAGGCUCAGUCCUCCGUCUCCUUCAGGGUGGAAGGCAAGGAGGGCGUGAUCACCGAAUCCGCCCGUCCUGAGGGCCUCGAGAAGAUCCGCGAGUUGGAGGACUCCGCUCGCGUUGGCCGCCAGGUGUCAGAGGAAGUACGCACCUUCCAGCGCCCUGUGUUCACUCAGCCUCUGCAGAACCUGGACAACCUCACAGAGAACGAGACCGCCCACUUCGAGUGUCGUCUCAUCCCUGUCGGGGAUCCCAACCUCAAGGUUGAAUGGUUCAGGAACGAGAAGCCCAUUGAGACCAGCUCACGUAUCAACCGCACUCACGACUUCGGCUACGUGGCCCUUGACAUCACUGGCGUACGAGCUGACGACGAAGGCAUCUACAUGUGCCGCGCCUACAACGAUCUUGGCGAAGCUGUCACCACAGCUUCCAUCAAGAUCAAAUCUCACGCCACCAUCCAGAUGGAGACGCAGCAUCCAGAAGGCAUGAAGAAGAUUCAGGCUCUGGAAGACCGCAAACCUGCUGGCCGUGGCGAUGAAGCCGAUAAGGUUUACGACAAGCCAGUAUUCACGGCCACCCUGGCUGGACCCGCCCAGAUCAUGGAGGGCCAGAGUGCUCACUAUGAGUGCCGUGUAGUGCCGGUGGGUGACCCCAACAUGAGGUACGAGUGGUACUGCAACGGCGUUGAGCUCAAGAUGGGUUCAAGGUUCAAGACCACCAGUGACUUCGGAUACGUGACACUGGACAUUCUUCAGUGCGUCGCUGAGGACUCAGGUGUCUACAUGUGCAAGGCCAUCAACCUGGCUGGAGAAGCCGUCAGCUCCUGCUCCACCAGGGUUCUGGCCAAGGACAGCAUCCUGGGCGACGUCCUUCACCCAGGCUGGGAAACCAUCAAGCUCCGCGAGGCUCAAUGGAACCGCGUGCCCCAGACACCAACCUCUCCUGAGGCUCUGGAGCCACCCAUGUUCACAAAACACCUGGAGAGCCAAGAGCGCCUGCAGGAAAGUGGCACCUUGCGACUGGAGGCUCAGGUGCAGCCAGCCAACGAUCCUCACCUUAGCAUAGAAUGGUUCAAGAACAGCAUUCAGCUCGUUACAGGUACUCGUAUUCGUAGUACCUUUGACUUCGGUCACGUGACCCUGGAGAUCUCAGGACUGCGUGAGGAUGACUCUGGCAUCUACACUUGCAAGGCCGUCAACCGCGUGGGAGAAGCAGUCUCUACCUGCAACAUCAAGGUCUUCGGCCGCGACUGGCUGAUCGGCGACUCCAUGCAUCCCGAGGCCCUGUCCAAGAUUGCGCAGCUCGAACAGCCUGCUGCUGGCCCUGGCUCCCCCGAUGAGCCCACCUUUGACGUGCCGGUGUUCAUCUCGCACUUGAACAAUGUGGAAUGUCGCGAAGGAGACACUGCUCACUUCGAGUGCAAGGUUCAGCCAUGCAGCGACCCAACAAUGAAGAUUGAGUGGUUCAUCAAUGGCAAACCCAUGCAGGCAGCCGCACGUUACCAGGCUACCUACGACUUUGGAUACGUGUCCCUCGACUGCACUCACUGUUACGCCGAGGAUUCCGGCAUCUACAUGUGCCGCGCCACGAACGCUAAGGGCUCAGCCACUACCACUGGCACGCUUACGUGCAUCAGCAAGGCCAACCUCUACUUCGACACCCAGCACCCGCAGGGCAGAGCUGGCCUUGAGGCAGUGGAGGAAGCCGAGCGUGCCUACUGGGCCAAGUACCAGAGGCAGAUGUCUGAACGUGAAGUCUCCUACCCGAAGCCCUUCUUUGUCAGGCCUCUGCAGACCAACUUCUCCCUCAAUGAGAACCAGGCUCUGCAUAUGGAGGCCAAUGUUGAGCCCAAACAGGAUCCUGAUCUUAAGAUCGAAUGGUUCUUGAACGGCAAAGUUCUGGAACAGGCAUCGCGCUACAAGACGAGCUACGACUUUGGUCUUGUCACCCUCGACCUCAGUGACGUCUACGAGCGUGACCAGGGUAUCUACACCUGCCGCGCCUACAACAAGGCAGGAGAAGCCUUCUGCACCACCACCGUCGUUGUGGUCGGCAAGGAUGUCCUUAUCGAGGGUACUCAGCAUCCUGCUGGCGAAGCUGGGCUCGAGGCCAUUCACCGCAUGGAGAACAAGCUCCGCCGCGACGACCGCGCUCUCCCCGACGAGGAAGGCCACCCGCCCGUCUUCACCGUCCCCUUCAAGGACCUGAGCAACAUGGAGGAGGGUGAGAUCGCUCACUUCGAGGCCAUGCUCACCCCCGUCGGCGACGAGUCCAUGAAGGUCGAGUGGUUCUUCAAGGGUGAGGCGCUCAAGGCCUCCCACCGCGUCCGCACAGUGUACGCUUUCGGCAUGGUUGUGCUUGAGAUCUUAGGCACAAAGAUCUCCGACAGCGGAGAAUACACUUGCCGUGCAUCCAACAAGUGGGGUAAGGCUGAGUGUUCCGUCACCCUUGAGUGCGUCGACCGCGCUCAUGGCCAGCCUCCUCGCUUCACCACUCACAUCCAGAACCUGGAGGGACUCAAGGACGGCGACUCCGCUCACUUCGAGUGCACUCUGGUCCCCAUCGGUGACCCCAACAUGAAGGUCGAAUGGUUCCACAACGGCGAGCCGCUCCGCAACGCCACUCGCAUUAAGACCGUCAGCGAUUUCGGCUUUGUCGUCCUGGACAUCGCCUACCUGCAGAACCAUGAUGCCGGUGAAUGGAUGUGCAAGGCCUCCAACAAGUAUGGCGAAGACACUACCAAGGCAUUCCUGAACUGCUAUGGAAAGGGAGGUGUCUACACAGAGUCACUGCAGCCCGGCUCGCUCGACAAGAUUGCAGCUCUGGAGGGCCAGAAGGCUGGCAUCCAGGCUCCCACCACUCCCUCGGCAGCCGAGCCUCCCAAGUUCAUCACUCAGAUCGCCAACAUCGAACGCCUGGUUGAGGGACAGAGCGCUCACUUCGAGGCGCGCCUGAAGCCCGUGAAUGACCCCAAGCUUGUUGUUGAGUGGUUCAAGGAUGGCAAGAAACUUCCUUCUGGCCAUCGCUACAGGACCUUCCAUGACUUUGGCAUUGUUAUCCUGGACAUUCUCUACUGCUACGAGGAAGACUCAGGCGUGUAUGAAGCCCGUGCUGUCAACAAGCUUGGCGAGGACAAGACAACUGCUACCCUGAAGUGCCUUAGCAAGACCAACCUCAUCCUCACACCUCAGGUGCCCAAGGGAAUGGAAGGCGGCCUCCAGAAGCUCCAGACUUUGGAGGACACUGCCUGGAUGCGUCGCGAGUCCGUCACAUCUGACAGAGUAGGCAUGGCACCCAAAUUCACAGUUCCUCUGAAUAACAUUGACAACAUGAAGGAGGGAGAGAAUGCUCACUUCGAGGCCCGCCUUGUGCCAACCGAUGACCCUCGCCUGAAGGUCGAAUGGUACUGGAAUGGAAAGCCAAUGAAGUACAGCUCUCGCAUCCGUCAGUUCUGUGACUUCGGCUUUGUAAUCAUGGAGGUUUCCCCAGUUUACCCUGAGGAUUCUGGUGAGUACAUGUGCCGUGCUUACAAUGACUAUGGUGAGGCCGUCACAAAGGCUUAUCUGAAGUGCGAGGGUAAGCGCUCUGUCAUUCUCGAAAGUCAGCUUCCUAAGUCCAUGCAGAAGGGCAUGGAAAGGAUUGCUGAACUGGAAGGCCUCAUGAUCAAAUCACCUGAUAUGGGCACUCCGUCCGACUCUGGACAGGCACCACAGUUCAUGACGCAGCCUCAAGAUUGCACCAUCCUUGAGAACCAGCUGGCGCACUUCGAGUGCCGCCUUCUGCCAGUGGGCGAUCCUUACCUCCGUGUAGAGUGGUAUCAUAAUGGACGCCCACUGAGGGCUGGGUCUCGCAUCAAGACCAUCAAUGACUUUGGCUAUGUCAUUCUGGAACUUGCUGGUUGCUAUUCCAAUGAUUCUGGCACUUACACAUGCAGGGCGAUCAAUAAGCAUGGCGAGGCUUCCGUCGAAUGUAAGUUGAUUGUUACCAGCAAGAGUGGAAUUAUACUUGAUCCCCAGGCUACUUCCAAGUUCAAGGGAUGCACAGAGUCCAUCCAGAAACUGGAAGAGAGCAUGUACAAGAAGGAGAGGGCUCCCGAUGAGGAAGAAAAGCCGUGUCCACCAAACUUUGUCACUCAGCUGGAGAACAUCACCGACUUGGUUGAGGGACAACCUGCUCACUUCGACUGCCGUGUCGAGCCUGUGGGAGACCCAACUAUGCGCAUCGAAUGGUUCCAUAAUGGUAUGCCACUUGCUGCUGGCUCUCGUGUACACAUGAUGGAUGACUUCGGCUUUGUCGUCCUUGAUCUGGAAUGGACCUUCGCCCGUGACACAGGUGAGUACAUCUGCCGUGCCACGAACAAGUGGGGCCAGGCAACCACCAAGGCCACGCUCAAUGUCCGCUCUAAGCAUGGCGUUGACCUCAGCACGCAGCUGCCUCAGGGCAUGACUGCUGAGAAGCUGAAGGAGCUGGAGCGCGGACCUCUCACUGAGAAGUACGACGCCGACGCCGAGAUGACUCCCCCCAAGUUCACCGUCCCCAUCAAGAGCCAGAGCAUGCAGGAGGGAGAGCGCGCGUUCUUCGAAGCCCGCGUCGAGCCACGCAAUGAUCCUAAUCUGCGCAUUGAAUGGUACCACAACGGCAAGCCUCUGCAGUCUGGUCACCGCUUCAGGACCAAUUUCGAGCUGGGCCAUGUGACCCUCGAGUUGCUUCACACCUACGCCGAGGACUCCGGUGAAUACGUCUGCCGUGCGUACAACAAGCUCGGACAGGACAUCACCAGGGCUUCUCUUAAGUCCAAGGCCAGCCAGUCCGUUGUGCUUCAGUCGCAAGUGCCGAAGGGCAUGAAGACAGGCCAGGACUUCGCCUCACAGAUGGAGGAAACCCUCAAGAAGUACUGCAAGGAAGUCAUGCUGACACAGGAAGACAUUUACGAGCCCGAGAAGAGGCAACCACCUCGCUUCGUGACUCACAUCAAGGACGUGAGGGAUCUCCAGGAAAUGGCGGAGACCAAGUUCGACUGCCAGCUGGCUCCUGUCGGCGAUCCGCACAUGAAGGUCGAAUGGUUCUUCAAUGGCCGUCCUCUGCCCUACAAGAACCGCUUCACCCCCAUCUACGACUUCGGCUACGUCGCCUUGGUCAUGAACUGGGUGUUCGGCGAGGACUCCGGCGAGUACCUCUGCCGCGCCACCAACAAGUGGGGCAUGGACGAGACCCGCGCCACGCUGAAGGCCACAGGGCGCCCCGGUGUCAUCUACGAAUCCCAGAUCCCCAAGGGCAUGCAGUCCCUCGAGAAGAUCAGGGAGCUCGAGGCAUCCUGGUCACAAACCCACGAAGCCCAGGUGGACGAGGAGAAGCCACGCGUGAAGCCCGAGGUUCUGAAGAAGCCCGAGAGCCUGGUGGUACAGGAGGGCGACUGGGCCCGCUUCAGCGUCCGCAUCUCUGGCUACCCCAAGCCACGAGUCAUGUGGAUCGUCAACGGUUCCACUGCCAUGAGCGGUAACCGCUUCAAGAUCUGGUACGAUGGUCUGUUCCACCUCGACAUCCCCAAGACCCGCCAGUACGACAACGGCAAGGUCGAGGUUAUCUGCCGCAACUCCCUGGGCGAGUGCUACGCCUGCUGCGACCUCAAGGUGAUGCCACGCCAGGACGACUACCGCGCUGUCCUCAAGAAUUCACCGAAACCCUGGUAUGACUAUGACCUCAAGAGUUACCAGAAGGAACGCCAGGAAACUGAGCUUGACCGUGUCUUCGAGGAGAGGAUCGACAGUGAUUAUUCCAUCCUCCAUGAGUCCAAAUUCGGCGAAUACAUGGCCAGACCAGUCGAUAAGACUGAAGAAACCGAGUGGCAGAAACUCGCUCGUGAAAAGAACGCAGGAGAAAAGAUCAAGCAGCUGGAGGACACGAGGAGGGUGAACCGCAAAAACAAGGACGUGAAGAUGUUCGCCUCCCCGCUCGAGCACGCAGCCCAGCACUCCCUGGCGAAGGGCAUGGCAUCUCGCUACGAGGAGCAGCUCGACACAGUGUCUGCCAAACAGCAGCAGCCGCUUCAAAGGCCAAAGAGGAUAUUAAGGGAGACCAAGGAUGUGCGCCAUGAGCAACAGUACCCACCAAGGGAGCCCGAGCCCUCCGAGUCGACGGUGCACGGCAAGGAGAUCCACACUGCCACGCAGAAGCAGACUCAGAAGGAGAUCCAGGGAGACCUUGAGAUCACUCGUAAGAUCACGGCCACAGAGACCACUGAGAUGGAACACACCGGCAAGACCACCGAGCGCAUUGUCGAAGGGCCUCCCCAGAAGCCCGCCAAGCCUCCGUUCUUCACCAGGAAGAUCCAGCCGUGCCGCGUUUUCGAGAGAGAACGUGCCCGCUUCGAGGUGGAGUUCGACGGCGAUCCCAACCCCACGAUCCAGUGGUAUCGCGAGGACUUCCCCAUCACGAGCUCUCCGGACUUCCAGAUUCAUACCUUCGGCGAUAAGAGCAUCCUCAUGAUCCGUGAAGUCUUUAUGGAAGACUCCGGUGUGUUUGCCGUCGUGGCGGAGAACAGAGGAGGCCGUGCGAAGUGCUCGGCGAACUUGGUGGUCGAGGAGCGCAAGCAGAGGGGCGCUGGCGCUGUGCCCCCGAGCUUCUACCAGACCAUCCAGGACACCCUCUCGCAGCCCGGCAACCUCGUGAGGCUCGACUCUAAGAUCUCUGGGACGCCGCCGAUCGACAUUUAUUGGCUCAAGAACGGACGUAAGCUAAUCCAGGACAUGCAUUACAAGAUGGUCAAGGACCAGGACACUUACACACUGCUCAUCAUCGAGGCAGUGGCCGAAGACAGCGGCUCAUACGAAUGUGUAGCCAUUAACAAGGCCGGUGAGGCUCGCUGCCAGGCCACAGUCGAGGUAGCUGGUCCUCGCCCUACGCAGGCACCGAAGACACCCACCACACCUGCCGGAGUCACCCAAGCCCCCACCAUUGAACGGAAGUUGCAGUCGCUGGUAGUGCAAGAGGGACAGCCUGCCACCUUCGAAUGCGUCGUGUCAGCAUCACCUCAACCUAAGGUACAAUGGAUGAAGGGUAAGGAACCCAUCAAACAGAGCAAGUACUUCACAAUGACAUCUGAUGGCGAAGUGCAUUAUCUAAAGAUCUCUGAAGCCUUCCCUGAGGAUGAGGGCAACUACUACUGUAUCAUAUCCAAUACCAUCGGCAAGGUCACUCUGGAGGCUAACCUGCAGGUGGUACAGCCUCAGCAAGCAGAGGUGGCUCCCAGCAUUGCUCCCUUGGAAGAUGUAACAAUUGAAGAAGGCGAAGGUGUUCGUUUUAACACUGUCGUUAUUGGAUCUCCCAUGCCCACCGUGCAGUGGUACCGAGAAGGUGCUCUUAUACCACACUCCAGGGACUUCGAGAUGUUCAUGGAGGGCAACACCGCCGUCCUGGACAUCAAGCUGACUUACCCGGAGGACACCGGCAUCUUCACCUGCCGUGCCACCAACUCUGCGGGGCAGGCAGAGACCUCCGCCAUGCUCACGGUUAAAAGUGUUUAUAGAGAGGAGGAAGACUCUAUCCGACGCACCAGCAGGAGAGAUGAGCGAGAGUCGAGAAAAUAUAGAUGGGUAUCUCCCAGUCCAGCCAGAUGGUUCUCCCGAAGCCCAGCACGACCUGGAGACGGCAAGCAGACGACCGAAGAAGAGUUAGAGAGGAAGAAGAGAGAAAAGGCGCCAUGGCUUUACGAAAAGCCGAAAGAGGAUAUAGGAUUAGCUGCUCGGAAACUGAAGAAAUCAACUGAUAGAAAAUUGGAACCGAAAGGACAAGAGAAAUUGACAAUUCCUAAGGUCGAAUUGAAAAAAUCUCAGAUAAAGAAAAUGUCUCCUGAGGAAGUCAAACUUGAGAAAGUUGAACUUGCACACGUUGAAAAGCACAAAAAGGAAGAUAGCAUAAAAGAUACAGAGGACUGGAGUUCUGAUUCAGAGUAUGACCUCUAUGAGUUUGAUAGUGUUUCAGAGAGUGAUGUUAUUGAUCGAGAAGAAUAUGAAAAACAGAGAACAGACACCAAAAGAAAAGGAAAGGUACAAUUAGAAAAGGAGAAAUAUCAACGUAAAACAAGAGGCAAGAAGGGAUUAAAGGAUGGCAAAGAGUCAUCCUUUGGCAGAAGACGAAUGAAGCCUGAUGAAGAGACCACAGAUCAGAUUAAACUUGGGCGAAGAAAACAUCUUCCCAAACCUGAGGAAGAAGAUGAGAAGCCUCAGUUAAAACCGGUUCCCAAAAGGAAGCCAAGGGAGGAAGAAAAAGACAUUCAGGAUGAUCAGGUUCCUUCAUGGAGAGCGAGGAGGAUUCCUCAGAGGAUGGACGAAAAAGAAGAAAUAACAUUGAAACCCUUCCAAAAAGAAAAAGAAGAAAAGCCAGUUGAAGGAAAAGCUCCUCUUGAUUCUUACACAGUAUCUGAUAACGAAUAUGAUACAGACAAACGAAUUUUAACAGAUGAAGAAAUUACAGAAGACGAGAAAUAUCCCAAGAGGCCAAGCAAACGACUUCCAAAAGAAAGGGUGCAACCAGAAAAAUUUGUGCUACCUACAGUUCAGCUGAAGAAAACACACAGAACUAAAUUGGUUCCAGACGAAAAUCAACUGGAGAAGGUAGAUCUGAAGCCUGUGGAAAAGCAAAGUAUAGCUGGCACUGAAAAAGAGAAACAUGAGUCCACCGAAGACGUAGAAAGGUAUCGUCCCAGUGAAAUCCAGGAUGAACCCGUAAAACUAGAUAGAUGGGGUAGACCUGUCAGACCAAGGCCGGUACAGAAAAAGGAACCACACACAGAAAGCACAACACCCAUCGUCAAUGAUGUAGAAAAAACAAAAGAUGAAAUUCAACCAAAGACAAUAGGCGACAGAAAAACAACAGAGAAACAAGAAGGGGAGCCAGAGGUGCCUUCUUGGCGAAGAAAAACGAUUGUGCCAAAAGAGCAGGAAAAGGAGGAAGUAGUUCUGAAACCAUUUGAGAAGCAACAGCCUGAGAAAAAGGAGCAUCGUCAGCCACAUAAACCUAUGGUAUCAGACUUAAUUCAGCCUGAGAAAUCCAUCAGUGAGCCAUAUGAAGCAGACAGUCUUGACAGAGAAGAACCUCUUAAAGAUAAGAGGCCAAUGCCAAGUCGAGAAGAAACAGUUGUAUUCCCCACAGAUGAAGAGAAGCCGACACAACGAAAACCAGGUAGAAAAAUUCCAUUUGAAAAACCAAAGGAAGAAUUUUCAAUUCCUCAGGUAACGCUCAGAAAGACUGUUCCCAGAAAAUUUGUACCAGAAGAAGUAAAGCUUGAAUCAGUCGAUCUUGAUCAUGUUGAAAAGAAACAGAAACCUAAAGCUGCAAGAGAAAAACGAGAAUGGAGUCCAUUGCCCGACCAAGAACCUUAUGUUCCUGAAGAAAUACCUGAUGGAAUUCCUGUUGAUCUCGAUAAGUAUGAGAAGGAUGAUUAUCCAACAAAAACAGACGAAGGCAGAGAACCAGAGAAAGAUAGAUAUGAAAGGAAGCCAAAGGGUAAAUUUGAGACUGAAGAGCAUAAGAAAUUGAAGCUUGGAAAGGGCCAGAAAAAGCCAGAGGAAGAAGAGGAGCUCAUUAAAAUGAAACCUGGAAAACGUCUACCGAAGCCCCCAGAAGAGGAAACUGAAAAGCCUCAGUUAAAGCCAAUACCCAAGAAGAAGAUGGAACCAGAGGAAAAGGAGAAAACAUCUCUGAAACCUGGAAAGAAACCCUCUAAAGAACUUCCAGAACGGGAACCAGUAGAGCUUGAACCUUUUGAAAGAACCAGAACAGAAAUGCCAGAUAAGGAAGACGUGAAACUGGAAGAGCCACGCAAGUUCCCACCAUAUCAGAAAGACUCAGCCCCAACAAAACCUGAGGUUAAACCAUCAAAUGACAGAAUUGCUGAGCCAGAAGAAGCAAUAAAAUCUAGGAAAGAAAAAGAUAAACCUGAAAAGAAGGACGAACCUGCAGAUGUGCCACCAUGGAGAGUAAAAAGAGUUCCUCCAAAGGAAGAAGAAAAAGAGGAAGUUGUAUUAAAGCCUUUCAAAAAGGACAAACCAGAAGAGCCAAAACCAUCUCCAAAAUAUACACCAGGUAAGCCCUACCAACCUGAAAUUCCUGAACCAGAUGAAACCCCUCUUGAACCGUAUGGUAAGCCAGAAAAAGAGAAGGUACCUGAGGGAUUCCAACAGCCCAAGAAUAAACAAGAAAAAGAAGAGCAUUUGCCAAAGAAAGAGAAACCAGCAGAACCUGGCAAAGUACAGUUAAAGCCGGCAAGACGUCCACAAAAGGAAGCACCCCCAAAAGAAGAAUUUGUGAUUCCUAAAAUUCCCCUUAGAAAAACCAAACAGAAUGUGUUUGUACCAGAGGAGGUAAAGCUCGAAGAUGUAGAGCUUGAUCAUGUUGAAACACCUGAAGUGAUUGAACCUGAGAAAGAAAAGCGCCAAUGGAGUCCUUUGCCAGAGUAUGAAACUUAUGAGCCUGAGGAAAUUCCCGAUAAAGAACCUGUAGAGCUGGAAAAGUAUGAGAAGUAUGUACCUCCAGAGAAAAAUAAGGAUGAAAAGGAGCCGGAAAAGGAUAAAUACAAGCGCACUCCAAAGGACAAACCUGAGCCUGAAGAGGAGAGGAAAUUAAAACUUGGAAAAGGUCGUCCAAAGCCAGAGGAAGAAGAAGGAGAGCAAAUUAAGUUUAAGCCUGCCAGACGCUUGCCGAAACAGGAGGAAGAGACUGAGAAACCUCAGUUAAAACCCAUUCCCAAAAAGAAACCAGAACCAGAGGAGAAGGAGAAGGCUCCUCUUAAACCUGGAAAGAGACCUCCUAAAGAUAUUCCUGAACGUGAACCAGUGGAACUGGAACCAUUCGAACGAACCAAGCCAGAAAUUCUUGAGAGGGAAAAGGUGAAACUGGAGGAACCACUGAAGCCUGAGCCAAAGCCCAAAGAACGAGUUCCAUCUGAACCAGAGGCUCCUAAACCAAAGGAAGAGGAGAAACCAUCAGAGGAAGAGCCAAAGCCCAAGAAAGAGAGGACCAAACCUGAAAAGAAAGAGGAGGAACCUGAAGUUCCUUCAUGGAGAGGGAAGAGGCUGCCUCCUCCAAAGGACGACAAGGAAGAGGUGGUUCUGAAGCCCUUCAAAAAGGAGAAACCCACAGAACCGAAGCCUACUCCAAAGCGGAAACCAGGUAAACCAUAUGAGCCUGAGAUUCCUGAGCCUGAGAGAACACCCUUGGAACCAUAUGAGAAACCAGAAAGAGAGAAGGAACCGGAGGAAAAGCCUAUCCCUACAAAGCCAGAGGAAGCACCUCAACCAGAAGAGGAGCCAGUCAAAAAGCCUAAAAAAGAAAAGACAAAGCCAGAGAAAGAGGAAGAGCCUGAAGUUCCUUCAUGGAGAGGAAAGAGGCUGCCUCCUCCAAAGGACGACAAGGAAGAGGUGGUUCUGAAGCCCUUCAAAAAGGAGAAACCCACAGAACCGAAGCCUACUCCAAAGCGGAAACCAGGCAAACCAUAUGAGCCUGAGAUUCCUGAGCCUGAGAGAACACCCUUGGAACCGUAUGAGAAACCAGAAAGAGAGAAGGAACCGGAGGAAAAGCCUAUCCCUACAAAGCCAGAGGAAGCACCUCAACCAGAAGAGGAGCCAAUCAAAAAGCCCAAAAAAGAAAAGACAAAGCCAGAGAAAGAGGAAGAUCCUGAAGUUCCUUCAUGGAGAAGGAAGAGAAUUCCUCCCAAAGAGGAAGACAAAGAAGAGGUAGUUUUAAAACCAUUCAAGAAGGAUAAACCAGAAGAACCAAAACCAAGUCCCAAACCCAAACUUGGUAAACCAUAUGAACCCGAAAUUCCAGAGCCAGAAAAGCCACCCACUGAGCCUAUUACAAAGCUUAAAAAGCAGAAAGCGCCAAAAGAUAUCUCCAAACCAGAAGAGAGGCCUGAGGAUGUUGUAGAAGAACAUGAGAAAGUCUCUGAAACACCAGAGAAAGAUCUGAAAGACGUUUUAGAACCUGAGAAAGGAAAGUUGAAACCAAGACGGAAACCACUAAAACUCAGCCAGGCACCAGAGGAAUUUACUAUUCCAAAAGUCCAGUUAAAGAAAACUACACAAAAUGUUUUUGUUCCAGAAGAGGUAAAGCUUGAGUCUGUUGAUCUUGAUCAUGUUGAAACACCAGAAAUUAUUGAACCUGAGAGAGAGAAGCGCCAAUGGAGUCCUUUGCCAGAGUAUGAGACAUACGAACCCGAGGAAAUUCCCGAUAAAGAACCUGUUGAAUUGGAGAAAUAUGAGAAGUACAUACCGCCCGAGAAAGAAAAGGAUGAGAAGGAACCAGAGAAGGGCAAAUAUCAACGCAAACCAAAGGACAAACCUGAGCCUGAAGAGGAGAGGAAAUUGAAACUUGGAAAAGGUCGUCCAAAGCCAGAGGAAGAAGAAGAACAAAUCAAGUUUAAGCCUGCCAGACGCUUGCCGAAACAGGAGGAAGAGACUGAGAAACCUCAGUUAAAACCCAUUCCCAAAAAGAAACCAGAACCAGAGGAGAAGGAGAAGGCUCCUCUUAAACCUGGAAAGAGACCUCCUAAAGAUAUUCCUGAACGUGAACCAGUGGAACUGGAACCAUUCGAACGAACCAAGCCAGAAAUUCCUGAGAGGGAAAAGGUGAAACUGGAGGAACCACUGAAGCCUGAGCCAAAGCCCAAAGAACGAGUUCCAUCUGAACCAGAGGCUCCUAAACCAAAGGAAGAGGAGAAACCAUCAGAGGAAGAGCCAAAGCCCAAGAAAGAGAGGACCAAACCUGAAAAGAAAGAGGAGGAACCUGAAGUUCCUUCAUGGAGAGGGAAGAGGCUGCCUCCUCCAAAGGACGACAAGGAAGAGGUGGUUCUGAAGCCCUUCAAAAAGGAGAAACCCACAGAACCGAAGCCUACUCCAAAGCGGAAACCAGGUAAACCAUAUGAGCCUGAGAUUCCUGAGCCUGAGAGAACACCCUUGGAACCAUAUGAGAAACCAGAAAGAGAGAAGGAACCGGAGGAAAAGCCUAUCCCUACAAAGCCAGAGGAAGCACCUCAACCAGAAGAGGAGCCAGUCAAAAAGCCCAAAAAAGAAAAGACAAAGCCAGAGAAAGAGGAAGAGCCUGAAGUUCCUUCAUGGAGAAGGAAGAGAAUUCCUCCCAAAGAGGAAGACAAAGAAGAGGUAGUUUUAAAACCAUUCAAGAAGGAUAAACCAGAAGAACCAAAACCAAGUCCCAAACCCAAACUUGGUAAACCAUAUGAACCCGAAAUUCCAGAGCCAGAAAAGCCACCCACUGAGCCUAUUACAAAGCUUAAAAAGGAGAAAAUGCCAAAGGAUGUUUCUAAACCAGAAGAGAGACCUGAGAAAGUGGUAGAAAGACCAGAGGAAAUGACCGAAGCACCUCAAAAAGAGCCAGAGGAGGAAGCAUCAGAACCAGAGAAGACAAAAUUAAAACCAAAGAAGCAAUUAAAGAAAUUGUAUGAGCCACCUGAAGAGUUUUCUAUUCCAAAAGUCCAGCUAAAGAAAACUACACAAAAUGUUUUUGUUCCAGAAGAGGUAAAGCUUGAGUCUGUUGAUCUUGAUCAUGUUGAAACACCAGAAAUUAUUGAACCUGAGAGAGAAAAGCGCCAAUGGAGUCCUUUGCCAGAGUAUGAGACAUACGAACCCGAGGAAAUUCCCGAUAAAGAACCUGUUGAGUUGGAGAAAUAUGAGAAGUACAUACCGCCCGAGAAAGAAAAGGAUGAGAAGGAACCAGAGAAGGGCAAAUAUCAACGCAAACCAAAGGACAAACCUGAGCCUGAAGAGGAGAGGAAAUUGAAACUUGGAAAAGGUCGUCCAAAGCCAGAGGAAGAAGAAGAACAAAUCAAGUUUAAGCCUGCCAGACGCUUGCCGAAACAGGAGGAAGAGACUGAGAAACCUCAGUUAAAACCCAUUCCCAAAAAGAAACCAGAACCAGAGGAGAAGGAGAAGGCUCCUCUUAAACCUGGAAAGAGACCUCCUAAAGAUAUUCCUGAACGUGAACCAGUGGAACUGGAACCAUUCGAACGAACCAAGCCAGAAAUUCCUGAGAGGGAAAAGGUGAAACUGGAGGAACCACUGAAGCCUGAGCCAAAGCCCAAAGAACGAGUUCCAUCUGAACCAGAGGCUCCUAAACCAAAGGAAGAGGAGAAACCAUCAGAGGAAGAGCCAAAGCCCAAGAAAGAGAGGACCAAACCUGAAAAGAAAGAGGAGGAACCUGAAGUUCCUUCAUGGAGAGGGAAGAGGCUGCCUCCUCCAAAGGACGACAAGGAAGAGGUGGUUCUGAAGCCCUUCAAAAAGGAGAAACCCACAGAACCGAAGCCUACUCCAAAGCGGAAACCAGGUAAACCAUAUGAGCCUGAGAUUCCUGAGCCUGAGAGAACACCCUUGGAACCAUAUGAGAAACCAGAAAGAGAGAAGGAACCGGAGGAAAAGCCUAUCCCUACAAAGCCAGAGGAAGCACCUCAGCCAGAAGAGGAGCCAGUCAAAAAGCCUAAAAAAGAAAAGACAAAGCCAGAGAAAGAGGAAGAGCCUGAAGUUCCUUCAUGGAGAGGGAAGAGGCUGCCUCCUCCAAAGGACGACAAGGAAGAGGUGGUUCUGAAGCCCUUCAAAAAGGAGAAACCCACAGAACCGAAGCCUACUCCAAAGCGGAAACCAGGUAAACCAUAUGAGCCUGAGAUUCCUGAGCCUGAGAGAACACCAUUGGAACCAUAUGAGAAACCAGAAAAAGAAAAGGUUCCUGAUAGAGUGCCAGAAGAAAGAAAGCCAACUCCAGAGCCUGAAAAGGAUGUCGAAAUACCAGAGAAGCCAGAUGAGCCAGGAAAGGUAAAGUUGAAGCCAAUGAAAAAGCCCAAGAAGCAAGAGGCUCCAGAAGAAUAUACAAUUCCGAAAGUUGAGCUUCGCAAAACAGUACAAAAUGAGUUUGUUCCAGAGGAAGUAAAACUAGAAACUGUUGACCUUGAUCAUGUGGAAACACCUGAAGAACCAGAACCUGAGGUUGAGAAAAGGAAAUGGAGUCCACCACCGGAAUAUGAGACUUAUGAGCCCGAGGAAAUUCCCGAUAAAGAACCUGUUGAAUUAGAGAAAUAUGAGAAGUACAUACCGCCCGAGAAAGAAAAGGAUGAGAAGGAACCAGAGAAGGGCAAAUAUCAACGCAAACCAAAGGAUAAACCUGAGCCUGAAGAGGAGAGGAAAUUGAAACUUGGAAAAGGUCGUCCAAAGCCAGAGGAAGAAGAAGAACAAGUCAAGUUUAAGCCUGCCAGACGCUUGCCGAAACAGGAGGAAGAGACUGAGAAACCUCAGUUAAAACCCAUUCCCAAAAAGAAACCAGAACCAGAGGAGAAGGAGAAGGCUCCUCUUAAACCUGGAAAGAGACCUCCUAAAGAUAUUCCUGAACGUGAACCAGUGGAACUGGAACCAUUCGAACGAACCAAGCCAGAAAUUCCUGAGAGGGAAAAGGUGAAACUGGAGGAACCACUGAAGCCUGAGCCAAAGCCCAAAGAACGAGUUCCAUCUGAACCAGAGGCUCCUAAACCAAAGGAAGAGGAGAAACCAUCAGAGGAAGAGCCAAAGCCCAAGAAAGAGAGGACCAAACCUGAAAAGAAAGAGGAGGAACCUGAAGUUCCUUCAUGGAGAGGGAAGAGGCUGCCUCCUCCAAAGGACGACAAGGAAGAGGUGGUUCUGAAGCCCUUCAAAAAGGAGAAACCCACAGAACCGAAGCCUACUCCAAAGCGGAAACCAGGUAAACCAUAUGAGCCUGAGAUUCCUGAGCCUGAGAGAACACCCUUGGAACCAUAUGAGAAACCAGAAAGAGAGAAGGAACCGGAGGAAAAGCCUAUCCCUACAAAGCCAGAGGAAGCACCUCAACCAGAAGAGGAGCCAGUCAAAAAGCCUAAAAAAGGAAAGACAAAGCCAGAGAAAGAGGUAGAGCCAGAAACACCUACAUGGAGAAGGAAGAGAAUUCCUCCCAAAGAGGAAGACAAAGAAGAGGUAGUUUUAAAACCAUUCAAGAAGGAUAAACAAAAAGAACCAAAACCAGAAGAGAAGCCAGAACACAAACCAGUCGAAAAACAGAAGAAGCCCAAAAAUAUAAAGCCAGAAAGGGAUGAACCAAAGCUAGAAAGACGUGUUGUUACAACGGAAACAGAGGAAGUUAUUCAAGAAGAAACACGGCCAGUUAAGGCUGUUGAUUUGGAGAUAAUAAGAAAGGUGACCGACUCCAAGGAAAUCACUGUUAAGUCCCUUAAGCGAGUUCAUCAGAAACCUCGGGACAUCGAAUUAAUCCCUCCGUUCUUCCCGAAACCCUUAGAAGCAGUCAUUUCCAAACCUGCCCAGAAGACUGUUUUCACUUGCGACAUCAGAGGUCAUCCUCCCCCUGACAUCAAGUGGUACUUUAAUAGCAUCGAGCUCCUUCCGACUAAUAAUGUCAAUAUCCGAUACGAAAACAGGAUAUCAACCCUCACUAUCCUUCGCACGACGGAAGAUGAUGAAGGAAUGUAUACUUGCGAGGCGGUGAAUAAGGCGGGGAAGGCGACAACGAUGGCGACACUAAGGCUUGAAGCACGCAGCAAGGACAAGCCCAGGGGCGAGCCGCCCAAGUUCCUCGUGCCACUGCAGCCACAGAAGGUGAAGCACGGCGAAAAGGUGGUUCUGGAGACCUCCGUCAGAGGCCUCCCAACACCCCGGGUGAUCUGGUAUCACCUUGACAAGGAAGUGGUGCCCUCGCCGGAGUUCGUGCAGGAGCAUGACACCACUACAGGACGCGUUGUCCUCACCAUCAACGAGGUGUUCAUCGAUGACAAGGGGCUGUACCGCUGCCUGGCCGUCAAUGAGUUCGGCCGCGACGAGACAGCUUCCUAUGUCACCGUGGAAGACAUAGAGGUGCUAGAGAAGUGUGAGCUGCGACAGGCACCGCGGAUCACACUUCCACUGCAACCUCAGAUCCUUAAGAAACAUUCUUCUCUUGAUUUGCUUGCGCGCUAUGAAGCCUUCCCUCCCCCAACUGUCAAGUGGUACCACCAGGGCAAGGAACUUAAGCCUUCACGAGACUACACAAUCGAAACAAUCGAAGACGAAACGAGCCUCCAUGUCGAGGAGGUAUUUGAGGACGAUUACGGAGAGUACGAAGUUCGGAUUUUCAACGAAGCUGGUGAAGCGAGGACUGUUGCCUCUGUUAUUGUUACCCAGCCUUUGGAGGUUGUGCAGAUGGAGCCGCCAAAGUUCAUUAAGCCGCUACAUCCACAAAUUGUUCCUGAAGGUGAGGUAGCAAUUCUCGAAGCUGAAGUCACAGCCAAGCCUGAAGCUGAAUUCAAAUGGUAUAGACACGGCCAGGAGAUCACACAUGACGAGGAGAUUGAGGUACAGAUAACAAGCAAUAACAAUAAGUCUUCAUUGGUUUUGGGUGAACUCUUUGAGGAUGAUUCUGGAGACUACACAGUGACUGCCCAGAACCCCGUUGGUAGAGCGUCAUCAACCGCAACUCUGUUAGUGGAAGGUGAGGGUGAUGAGGAAGCUGAGCCGCCUUCAUUUGACCCUCCGCUGACGCCCAUUCGUGUGAUGGAUGGCGAAGAGGUGCGGUUCAGAUGUAAGGUCACAGGCAAGCCCAUGCCGAAGCUGACCUGGCUCCAAAACGGACGGCCCAUUGCUCACCAUCGGGAGGUGCGCCUUACGCAGACUCCCGACGGGAAAGCUGGCCUCCAGAUACUUGAAGUGUUCCCUGAAGACGCCGGAGACUAUACAUGCAUCGCUCGAAACAAAGCCGGCGAAGCGAGGACAACCGCGAACCUGGCCGUUGAAUCUUAUGAAUAUGUGCCUGACUCAGAGGCGGCAACUACCACCUCUGUAUCCGAGAAGAACAUCUUCUCAGGCCCAGUCUCAGAGGAAGAAGAAACAAUUGAAAUCGAGAAAGACACAGAAUCUGACAGUUCAGAGGCAGGCUCCGCGCCAUACUUCUGUAACAGACUUGAACAGAAAAUAGAAGUGGUCGAAGGGACCUCUGUACGACUGUUGGUCAAAGUUACUGGUUACCCUCGUCCGACCAUUAAGUGGCACACAGAUGGGGUUGCAGUUGAAGUGACUGAAACUCGCACUGUGGAAACAUACGAAGAUGGCACUUCUGCCUUAACUCUGCACAAAACUACUUUGGAGGACUGUGGCGAAUACGUGUGCGAAGCCAUGAACAGAAAUGGUGUAGACACGACCGUCACUACCCUGGUGGUCCUCCCGGAGCACACAGAGGGAACGUCCUCAUCCUACCGAAAGCCUGAAUGGGUAACUCGAAUGGAGGAGCUAAAGGAGGCGAUGUCAGGUGAACAACACCGACCACAGUUUACGAAAGAAAUUACGAACUCACGAGUAAAGGAAAUGGAAACCAUCACAUUUACUGCACAUUUCCGUGGUAAUCCUAAGCCAGAUAUCACAUGGUACCACAACUCAAAGAUUAUUCGUCAGCAACAGUGUUAUCAGAUGAGAGUCCGCAAUGAUAAGGCAAUGUUAACUAUUGUUGAAGCUAGACCUGAAUUUAGGGGAGAAUAUUCCUGCCGUGCAGCCAACUCUGAAGGAGAAGUUUUUACCCGAGCUCAUCUUGAUGUCAUUGAACUAACAUAUGAAGAGAAGCUGAAGGUAAGCAAUGAGAGAUAUGCAGCUGUGAAUAUCCAACAUGCUGCUGAGCAUAUGAGGGAGAAGGAAAGAGAACGUUCACUCAAGCAAAAGAGAGAGCACGAGGAAGCAAUGGCCAGACUUAAGCAAGAAAAGGUGAAUCGUCAGGUUCAGCGCCAGCAGGAGCUGGAGGAUGCCAAAAAGAAUGUCUGGAAGCCUAAGGUUGUUGAAGAGGUAAAGGAAGUAAAGAAAACUCCAAAGGAACAUUGUGUUGCUGAAUUAUACAGCAACUGGAAAUCAGCAGUUUCAUUUGAGGAUAAUUAUCCAGAACUUGAGCCUAAUGAAUUUGCUCCAAACCAGAUCCCUGGUGUCAAGUGCUUUGUGAAAGUUUCAGAGACUUCCAUCAAGGGAGAGGAAGUUGUCAGGGAGGUAGCACCUCAAUUCUUUGAGGAUGAGCAAAUUAUUCAUGAAUUGGCUAAGGUUCAUACACUACUGAAGAACAAUGUAAGAGUCAAUGAGAUCUGGUCAAUGUUCCGUGCUGGUGAGUUCAAAGCCCUUCAGCAACCAAACAUUCAGAGCGCUCUUGUCAAGGUUUGCGAGUACAUUGGUCACCAAAGAAAUGUGUCCAUUGUGCUGGCUGAAGAAAUCCAGGAACAGGCGAAGAAGCAUCCUGUUGGUCUCAAGGCCUUCUUGCGUAUGCUUAAAUAUGCUAAGAACGUCAAGCCUGAUACACUCUUCAAGGAUGUCAUCCCGCGUGAGAUGGGCAAGUGGUCAUCAACCACUCAGGAGUUGACCGAAGUAUCACAGAUGUUGAACAAGGGCAUCCAGACCGAGGAAAUCAUUGCAUCAUGUGUGGCUGGUAAACUACCAACACUGAAGAAGCCUGAGACCCAACAACCCCUUGUCAACAUUGUGGAGAAGCAUGGCCAUUCUGUCAUGGUUGCUCAGGUGCUGGUUGAAGAGGCUUAUCGUGAUGCUAAGGAUGAGAGGGUGCUGGCAGAACAGGCCUGGGAAGUCAUUCAUGAGCAGGAGAUGAAGAUGGCUGAGGUAUCUGAAGUCAGGACAGAAUCCAAGCCAACACCAAAGCCAGCUGAGGUGAAACCAAAGCAAGCUGUUGAGGAAGAACCAACUGAACCUAUGCCUAAACUAAAACCAGUUCAGCCAAAACCAACACCAAAACCAGCAGAAGAAGAAACUAUUGAACUUAAACCAACAUUAAAGAAACCAACACCAAAACCAGAAGAAAUAAAACCAACACUAAAGAAAGUACAACCUAAACCAACACCAGAACCAACAGCAGAAGAAACAGUUCAGCUAAAACCUACACUAAAGAAAGUAGAGCCCAAACCAACACCAGAAGAAGAAACUGUUGAACUUAAACCAACACAAAAGAAACCAACACCAAAACCAGCAGAGGAAGAAACUGUUCAACUCAAACCAACAUUAAAGAAAGUUGAACCUAAACCAACACCACAACCAGAAGAAACUAAACCAACACUAAAGAAAUUAGAGCCUAAACCAACACCAGAAGAAGAAACUGUUCAACUUAAACCAACACCAAAGAAACCAACACCAAAACCAGAGGAAGAAACUGUUCAGCUUAAACCAAUAAAGAAAGUAGAGCCCAAACCAACAGAGGAAGAAACUGUUCAGCUUAAACCAAUAAAGAAAGUAGAGCCCAAACCAACAGAGGAAGAAACUGUUCAGCUUAAACCAAUAAAGAAAGUAGAGCCCAAACCAACACCAAAACCAGAAGAACCCAAACCAACACCUAAACCAACACCAAAACCAGAAGAGCCCAAACCAACACCAAAACCAGAAGAGCCCAAACCAACACCAAAACCAGAAGAGCCCAAACCAACACCAAAACCAGAAGAAACUAAACAAGAACAGGUCAUUGAACAAAAACAGGAUCAGGUUCCAUGGAGAAAGACUGUUGUUCAGGAGGAAAUUCAAACUAUUCAGCUACAACCUACACCUAUUCCAGAGCGUCCUGAAACUGCACCUGCUGCGCCAAAGCCUGUCCAGCAGCAAGCAACACAGCAGGUGACACAGCAAGUCACACAGCAGAUGACACAGCAAGUCACACAGCAGGUGACACAGCAGGGAACACAGAAGGUGACAAAGGUAGUGACACAGGAGUUUACGGAGCCAGAAAAGACUACCACUAUGAUAGUUCAGAAAGUCUCACCCCAGGUUAUACAGGAAACCACACAACAAAUUACACAGCCAAUUCAGCAGCAAAUAAUUAAAAAGACAGUUGUUCAAGAGACCCACAUUGAACAGCCAAAAGAGAAAGUGACUAUACAGAAGGUCACAACUGUUGCAGAACCACAGCCUGCUUUACAAACUACUGAAGAAACCAUAGUAAUGAAACAACCAAAAAUGACCCAGCAGACGGCUAAAGUCUCAGAGCAAACCCAGGUUAUGCAGAAGGUUGCUGUGCAGAAGACACAAAUACUGCAACAAGAGAAGGUCACAGAAGAACAACCUCUGAUAACCCAAGAAGUUGAAGAAGUCAAGAAACCUAAAGUUGUCUCAGAGAAAGCUAUGAUUGUUGAAGAACCAAAGGUUCUGGAGAAAACUACAGUAAUUCAACAGCCUACACUGGUCCAGCAGGAAAUUAUGACUGCUGAGAAACCAGAAGAAAUAAAGGAAGUUACCACAAUACUGAAGACAACAAAAGCUGAAGUCAUUCAAGAACCAGAAGUACUGCAGACAACUGUAGUGCGAAAACCAGUUGUGGUACAAAAAGAAAUGGUAAUUGUCCAAGAACCAGAGACAACAGUAGAGGUUUCCUCAGACCUCAAAGUUACAGAGAAAGCAGAAAUAAGUUUAGAACCCAAGAUCUUGCAGAAGACAAUUGUUACCCAGCAGCCAACUCAAGUAGUAAGUUAUGAGGAGAUGACAAAGCAAGAAUCAGUUGCUCCAUUUUCAGAGAAAGAAAAACUGCAACCAUCACAUGAACAACGCGUCACUGUUCAUAAGGAAACCAUUCUUGAGAAACCCAAAGAACAGUUAGUGCCUUCUAUGCAACAUGAAAAGCAGGUUGUGGUUGAACAAAAACAAGUCCAACAAACUGUGCAAAAGGCAGCUGUACAGCAGGAACAACAGGUGACUGUGCAAAUGCAAAAAUCACAACAGGUGACUCAGCAGGUGCAACAAACACAACAGGUGAAGCAGGAGGUGCAACAAACACAACAGGUGGCGCAGCAGGUGCAACAAACACAACAGGUCACUGUACAGAAACAACAAACUGUACAGCAGAAGACACAACAGAAGGUCGUCACACAGGAACAACUAAUCACUGAACAGCAGAAACCAGUGCCAACCCCUCAGUUGUGUGUGCCAGGCUUUAAGGCUUUGGUUCGACUUGCAACAGACAACCAGCUUGACCUGGAAACAGUUGAUCUAAAACCAGCAGAGAAAAUUACAUUUGAAAAAGAUAUUGGCAAGCUAAGUUUCCACUUAAAGAAAGGUGUACAAGUUAAUGAACUGAUGACAAUGUUGAAAGAAGGUGAGUUCAAGACACUUAAACAAGAGACUCAUCAAGCUCAGCUCUUAGAAGUUGCAAACAGGAUGGAAAGAGCUACAGUGACAAAAGUCCUUGUACAGGAAGCUUCUGACAGACGCGAUCGCAAUAUUGGUCUAAAAUCUGUGAUGCGUACAUUAGAAACUGGAAAGGAAUCUAUGGAGCAAAUAAUCAUGGAUGUUUCGAAAGAAUUUGGGCCAUCAUCUGAGCCUGUAAAGGAGAUAGCUGCUGUUGGACAUCUUCUACAGGAAGGUGUAAAAUGUGAUGAGGUUGUCACAUUAGUUGAAGCAGGUCUCCUACCAAGUCUGAAAAAGCCACAGUCACAGAUGCCUCUUGUCUCAAUGGUGGCUGAAAAAGGUCACGUAGGAAGUGUGUGCGAGGUUCUUGUAGAAGAGUCAGCAAGGGAAAUGAAGAAGCCCAAGCCCAAGUUUGAGGCUGCGCGUAUGUCAGAAGUUAAAGAAAUGUUGAAGAAGGCAAAGGCUGAAUCUGUUGAUGUGAAGACCUUCACGCCGGAGAUGGUUCCUGGUGUACAAGCUUAUAUUCGUAUGGCUCAAGAGGAGAAGGUUAACAUUGAAGAAGUUGUCCAGAAGACAGUGUUAGAACCAAAGCUAAAAGAAGAAGUUGCCAAGAUUGGCAUGAUGGUAAAACAUGGUGUGAUGGCCCAAGAUGUUAUCACGCUAAUGGAGGCUGGUGAAUUCCCACAGCUUAUGAAAUUAGAAGCACAAGCUCAACUUCUGAAUGUUGUGGAGGAGUUUGGAUUCAAGGCAUUAGUAAAUGAAGUUUUGGUUGAGCAAGUUCAACAGGCAGUUCAGAAGACUGAGAAAUCUAUUGGAGUCAAGUCAUUUAUGCGCAUGAUGAAAGAAGCUAAUGUCAAUGUUGAAGAAAUUAUUACAGAGCAGUUUGCCAAAGAAUUUGCCCCUGAAGUCCGAGAACCCGUGACACAGGAGAUGGCAAAGGUCAGUGUGAUGCUCAAAGAGGGUGUUCAGGCUGAGGAAAUUAUGUCCAUGGUUGAAGCUGGACAGCUGCCAGCCUUAAGAAAACCUGAGACCCAAAUCCCUCUCAUCAAUGUAGUAGAAGAACAAGGACAUAGUGCAAUCAUCUGCCAGGUUCUCAUUGAAGAUUCAGUCAAGGAGAUUGUACAAGGUGAAAUGCAGAUUUGGUCAGCAGUAGCAACCUCAUUAGUAUGCUGUAAUAGUGUGCAGCUAUUAGUCAUCCCUGUGAAGAAGUUAUUAGUACUAUAUACCGACUGCAAAAUCCAACAUUUGUCUUCUCAUAGCAACUUACACAUUGCCGGUAACCUAAGUACUUCAUUUGCAGCAAAGAAAACCCAAGAAAUCCAGAGGAUGGUUGAAUCUACUCAAGAAGUGAAUAAAUGUUCUACCACAGACACCACAACUAUCACAGACCAAGGAACUGUUGCAACUACUGCGCAGGAACAUAUCACACACCCUCAGAAACAUUCCAGAUACACUAACCCAGUCCCAGAUACUAGACCAUAUGAUUUGGGUUUGCCAGAGUUACUUUACUCAGAAUCCCAGAGUGACCCUAGGGUUGAAUUCUUUGAGACAUCAACACUGUCACAUGAACAUUUCUCAGAGAUGGCUGUUGCAGAGGUCAAUAUAUAUAAAGACCAGUUAGUUACUGCAACUCUUCAGUCCGUGAUACUUGUAUCUGAGACAGGCCAUAGAAUAAUUUACCCUACAAUAUUGGAAACAGAAACAUACUCUACAACUACAGAAAUACUCACACCACUUCCAAAGAAAUUCCAUGCUAGCAUGCAAAUUGUACCUAACUUGCAGUGUGCCACAACAGGUACAGCAAUAUCUGAAGCAGGAUAUAUUAUUAAAUACCCAGCUACAUCUAUUUUAGAACAAGACAUGGCAAAAACUUUUGACACUUGCAUUCCAGAAAAAAUCCAAGCAACAACACAAGUUGUUCCUCCUUUGAACAGAUCUACUUCUGUAUCAGGAAUGCUUAUAUCUGAAGUUGGACACAUUAUUCACUUCCCUUCAACAUCUAGCCUAGAAAGUGAUACUGUAAUUGAGGAUUUCUGUCCAACAUUUCCAAAAACAGUUCAAGCAACACACUCUUUUAUUCCAAAUCUGGACCAUGCCACUACACUACAUAUACUCACACCUUCAAUAGAGCAAAGAAUUAAUUACUCAUCUGUUUCUGUCAUACAAGACAUAUUUGACACUCCUGUUACCGAGUUUACUUCACCAGAAACAGGAAACAUUUUUGCUCAGACACAGUUUGUUUCUGAUUUUGAAACUGCUUCUACACAACCUAUGACCCUUGUGUCUCAGUCAGGGUUGAGAGUUCACCACCCCUCUACACCUAUUUGUCCAUUUGAGACAUAUUCAACAGAUUUUAUACCAGUGUCUGUUGAACCUGUAUAUGCCAGAAUUCAAAUAAUUCCUGAGCUUGCAUAUGCUAUAAUACAGCCAGUAAUUCUUGUGUCUGAAAGUGGACAAAAAAUUAACUACCCAUAUACUUCUGUCACUGAAUAUGACAUCCCUGUCCUAGAAUUGAGCUCACCUGUUGUAGAACCCUCAUUUGUUGAAACACAACAUGUUCCUGAGCUCAAUAGUAUUAUUACGCAGCCAAUGGCAGUUGUGUAUGAAGCAGGACAGAAAAUUAACUAUUCAUCAAGUUCAGUUAUAGAAAAUGACACACUUGCUGAAGACUUCAGAAUAGCUGUUCCAGAAGCCACUUCUGCUUUAACAGCAUUUGAACCCAACCUGGAAAUUGCUGUUACACAACCCAUUAGCAUAAUAUCCAGCACAGGACACCACAUAAAUUAUGCAUCAACAGCUGUCUUGGAAUACAACACAUCACAUGAUUUCCUUCCCUUUACCCCAGCCAUAAUGUAUGCUAAAGAACUAUUUGUUGCAGAAGAACUGUAUUUUGCAACAAGCAAAGUAGUAGCUUUAGUGUCUCAUUCUGGCCAAACAAUACGAUACCCAUUGACUUCUGCUACAGAUCACAGUCCAUUUACUGACAUAAUCAUUGCACCUAUUCCAGACAAACAGCAUGCUACCACACAGAUUGUUCCUGAAUUAGAAACUGCAUCUACUCAACCCAUGCCAUUCGUCUCAGAAGCUAGCUUCAUAGUCAGACACUCAUCACCAUCUGUCCUGGAACCUGACACAAAAGUUGAAGAUUUCAACAUUUCUGUCACUGAAAUUGCCCAUGCUGUAACAUGUGUUGUACCUGAUCUUAAAUUUGCCUCUGCACUGCCACUGACCAUUGUGUCUGAGGCAGGACACAUAGUUCACUAUCCAUCUACCUCUGUAUAUGAUUUUGAUGAAUUGACAGAGGAUUUUACAACACCACAGGUGGAAGAAGGUAAUGCUAGGGUACUACAGGUUCCUGCUUUGAAAUCUGCAACCAUGUUGCCAAUGACACUUGUGUCUGAGGCUGGGCACAUAGUUCACUAUCCAUCCACUGCUAUUGCUGAACAUGACAGCAUGACAGAGGCUUUCACACCUUUCACUACAGAAAAAACACAUGCCAAGGUAGUGCACAUACCUGAUUUAGAAUAUGCCACAAUACUGCCUCUAACAGUCAUAUCUGAGGCUGGAUAUAAAACUCAUUAUCCAUUUACCUCUUUCCUUCAAUUAAAUGAUAUUACAGAGGAUUUCAUUGCAUUGUGCGAUGAAAAGCAACACGCUAAAACACUGCAUAUUCCUGCACUAGAAUGUGCUUCAAUAUUACCAUUGACUGUUGUCUCUGAGGCUGGCCAUAAGAUUCAUUACCCAACACUUUCUGUCUUUGAUCACGAUGAAAUGACAGAAGUUUUCAUAGCACAGUCUCUGAAAGAAGCAAGUGCUAAAACAGUUUAUAUUCCUAAAUUGGAAUAUGCAGAAGUAUUACCUAUAACACUUGUGUCUGAGGCUGGUCUUAUAGUUUAUUAUCCAGUAACAUCUGUAACUGAUCAUGAUGACUUGGCAGAAAUUUUCAUAACACCUACCCAUGAAGAAGCACAUGCUAAAGUGUUAUAUGUUCCUGAAUUGGAAUACGCUACAACAUUACCCAUGACACUUGUUUCUGAGUUAGGCCAAAAACUUCAUUUCCCAACAUAUUCCACUGAACAUGAUAUGAUAGCUGAAAGUUUCACAUCACCUAUUCAGCAAAAAAUUCAUGCUACAGUUCUGCAUAUUCCUAAACUGGAAUAUGCUACAGCAUCACCUAUGACACUUGUGUCUGAGGCAGGCUACAAAAUCCACUAUCCAUCUACAUUCACACUGGAAUACAAUGAAACAUCAAAGAUUUUUGAAACAUAUGUUCCAGUGGAAGUCUGUGCUACAGAAUCAGUUACUCCUAACCUGGAGUUUGCUUUAACAGAACAUUUAACAUUCAUUUCAAAUGCUGGACACAAGAUUCAGUAUCCUUCUACAUCAUUCUUGGAACAGGACACUGUUGAGGAUUUAGUUUCAACUGUCCCAGAAGGAAUACAGGCAAAAAUAACACAAAUUCCUGAACUGGAAUUUAUCACAACACUACCUUUAACCUUUGUCACAGCACAGGGACAGAAAGUUCAUCACCCACUGACACAAAUCUUGGAACAUGACACCACAGAGGAAUUCAGAACAAUUACUCCAGAGACAGUUUAUGCCACGACAAUGCAUGUUCCUGAUAUGAGAGUUGCUAACACAGAACCUAUAAAUAUUGUCUCUGAAAUUGGACUUAUCACAAGAUAUCCAGGAGUUUCUGUUAUUGGUGAAUCACACAAAACAACAGAAAUAACCUUCCCACAGAUACAAAGAACUCAUGCAACUGAAGUUAUACACACACAGGAUGCUCCAGAAUUUACAUAUGCGACUGUUUCACCAAUUACAGUGAUGCCAGCUUCCACACCAACUACACAUUAUCUUACUUCAAGGGAAGAAACUUUUCUUCCUGAUACUCCUUUAACCAGGCCCUCUGUCCCAUCCCACACAGGCAUGACAUCAAGCCCAUCCUCUACAGUUACCACAUCUGAAGUGAAGACUGAAGAUGUAAAGGUACAGCAAGACAUACAACAAACCAAACAUGUACCUGAAACACAACACAUUAAGUGGGGGGAAGAUUUGCAAGAGAGUGAAUCAGAGACAUCAACCAUUACUUUUACACCUGACAAACGGGAUGAUACAACAGUUAAAGAGUUAAAGAAUACAAUGAGCAAUGAGUCUGUAGAUGUUGACAGAACACCGGUGGAUGCUUCUGAUAUCCAAGAAGCAAUGGUACAGCAAAUAUCUUUGAGGACUAUUAAAAAACAGUCUAAUAAAACAAGUGAUGAAGAAGAAUUGACUCAUGAAGUUAUGGUUGGUAUUGGUGUAGAAGGUGGUACAGUCAAAGAGGAAACCCAGGUAAAUACCCUUGGCAAGCAAAUAAAACCAAAUGAAGAAUUUGAGUCCUCAGUUGAUCUUCAUAUUGUACCUACACCUAAAGUUACUUCUGGGAAAGAGUGGCAAGAGAAAACAACUAUCUGUACAGAGGAAAUAAGUGAGCAAGAAGAUAUUCAGAAACCAAAAGAUAUUCAGAAGCCAAACCUGGGUAAAGUAAUGGGGGAAACUACUGAAGACUUUACUGAAGAGUUUCUGCCAGAUUUUGCUCAAACUUCAACAGAGUAUGAGCCUAUAUUGGGCUUUGCAGAGGCUAGUUUCCCGACUGUACUUUCAGAUGUUCCUGCUGUAAGAGUAACAAGAACAGAACAGCAUAUUACAGUAUCAGAAAGUAGGGAGGAUACAGAACAGUCAGAUCUGCCACAGUUGGAAAUUACUGAAAUUGAAGAAGAAGUUGAAAGUCCUGCCACAGAAUGCAAAAUUACUUUCCCAAGCACCCACCGUGGUUCUUUAAUCGACAUCUCGGCUCCAGCUGAUGUGGAUAUAGUCCCACUUGCAGUAACUGAAACAGAAGAGACUCACACCAAAACACAGGAAAAAGACCUACAAGACAUGCUUUCAGAAUGCAUUCUUGAACCAAUCCCACAAACAUUAACAUGUAAGGCUGUGGAAUCAAAAGUUGAGUAUAACAGGGCUUCAGUAUCAGAGACACUUACAUUUAUAGGUCCAUCUCCUACAAGGUCUACAAAGUCACAAACAAUUCUAGUAGAAGAGGAUGAUGAACAUACUUAUACACAAACACCUACAGCUCCUGAGAAAAAUCAGCAAAAAUCUGAAACUGUGCAUAUCACUGACAUAACUACCACUGAAACAACUACCAAACCAAUUCACAAACACGUUACUGUACAUGAACUUAAUACUCAACAGGAACAAGAGUCCACUAAUAUUAUACCUACUUUUGCACCUUCCAUAGAAUCUACAGAAAAAGAGCAAACGAUAACAAUAAAAGAGGAAACUACAGGGACAGAUGAAAUUUUGCUUGAACAAACAUCAAUGUUUGAAAACCAGGAACCUAAGCCUGAACAGGCAAAAACACUUAUUAUGGAAGAUGUUAAGGAUUCAGUGACAGUGACUGAAAAACUGAGUGAAGAACAGCCAGCCCCAUGGCAUCGUGGAGAAAAGAUUCACCUGAAGAAGCAGAUCAGUAUUACACCAGAUGUUGUGGCUUCUGAAUCUAUACAGGUCACUGAUACAAAAACUGAAGAUACAUACAUUACCUUACAGACAGAAAAAGGAGAAGAAGUUACUGCUACAAUCACUGAAGAGCUUAAGGAUUCAGUUACUGUUACAGAAAAGAUCCCUGAAGAACAGCCUAUGCCAUGGAAAAGAGGGGAGAAGAUACCAUUCAGGACUGAAAAUAUCAAACCAGAACUGGUUUCUUUAGAACCACUUCAGGUUACUGAUACGAAAGCUGAAGAUACAUAUGUUGCCCUGAAAACUGAGAGAGGAGAACAAGUAAAGGCAACAGUCACAAAAGAACUCAAAGAUUCCUUGACUGUGAUGGAAAAUAUCCCUCAAGAACAGCCAAUGGCAUGGCAAAAGGGUGAAAAAAUUCCAUUUAAGACUGAGAACAUAAAACCUGAGUUAGUGUCCUCUGAGCCUCUUCAAGUUACUGAUACAAAAGUUGAAGAUACUUAUGUACACCUACAACCAGAAAAAGCUACAAAAGUAAAGGCCACAGUUACUGAAGAUUUAAAGGACUCUUUGACUGUGACAGAAAAAAUCCCAGAAGAACAGCCACUGGCAUGGCAAAAGGGUGAGAAAAUUCCCUUCAAAACUGAAAGCAUAAAACCUGAGUUAGUUUCUUCUGAAUCUCUUCAGGUUACUGAUACUAAAGUUGAAGAUAGUUAUGUAAACCUAAAGCCAGAGAAAGGUGAGCCAGUAAAAGCCACAAUAUCAGAAGAUUUGAGGGAUUCACUGACUGUGACAGAAAAGAUUGCAGAAGAACAACCAAUGUCUUGGAGUAGGGGUGAGAAAGUUCCCUUUAAAACUGAGAGCAUAAAACCUGAGUUGGUUUCCUCAGAAUCUCUCCAGGUUACUGAUACUAAAGUUGAAGAUACCUACAUGCAUCUUCAGCCAGAAAAGAGUGAGCAAGUAAAAGCUACAAUAAUGGAAGAUCUAAAGGACUCACUUACUAUAACAGAAAAGAUCCCAGAAGAACAACCAACUCCAUGGAGAAGAGGGGAAAAGAUGCCACUGAGAACUGAAAGCAUCAGGCCUGAAUUAGUUUCAUCAGAAUCAUUGCAAGUAACUGAUACUAAAACUGUAGAUUCAUGUGAAACUUUCCAGAGUGAAAAGGGGGAGGAAGCAAGAGCCACUGUAACUAAGGACCUAAAAGAUUCUUUGACAGUUACAGAAAGGCUUCCUGAAGAACAACCUUCACCCCUGAAAAGGCCUCCAAGAGUAACAGCUGAUUUAGCUCAGCACAAGUUAAUGGUAAUGGAACAUGAUUCACUUUCUGUUACUGAAAUAUAUGCCAAGGAAGGUGGCACUCAGUUUGAAACUGAAAAGGCAAAUGUAGAGACAGCUGUAGGUAAGCUGGAGCCACUUGAAGCACUUACUACAACAGAUCACAGAAGUGAGGAAAUUAUUUCUCAGCUCUCAGACUUAAUGAAACAGACACAAAAGGCAACAGUCAUGGAACAAGAUACUAAACAAACAAUUCAGGUAACAGAACAAAUUCCUCAUGAAAGUAUUGCAGAUCUGAAGAAGGAAAAACACAUAUUUGAGAGCCUUAAGUGUGGCCUCUCUGGACAGAAUGCUCCACAAGUUGAAGAGAUUAUAGUGCAUGAUGCAGAAGAAAAGUAUGAGUCUCAAUCUCCUAAGACAGCAAUGACAAAACAGACAACAGUUACUAAACAGUCAGAAGCUGUUAUUAUUGCUGAACCAAAACUGGAGGAGGACACUGUUCAGUGGGAAAAGCAUGCAGAAAAACUAGAACAGGCAAAGCCCAACAUAUUAGAGCAAAAGUAUAUUCAAAUAUCUGAAAUAUUUAAGGCUGAUAAGGAGGAUGUUCUUCCUGCACAAGCACCAUUACAACAGCAAGGUAGAAUGACAGAAAUGCAACCUCUGGAAGCUCUUACCAUACAAGGUCAUGAUGUUCAGGAAGAUGCUGCAUCAUGGAAGUCUCGUAUAGACAAGGAGCAAACUGCACGGGCAUCCAUCCUGGAAAAAAUGUCUGUUAAUGUUAUGGAAACACAACAACAUGAUUCAUUUAAAGAAUAUAAACCAGAAAAACCAAUUGAAGUGCAAGCUACACAAAUGGAAGGUAGACAAGAAGCUAUAGCUGUUUCAGAAACAAAAGCAGAAUCUCCUAUAAGAGAACUUCCAAAGGAAAGCAAAAUAGAACAUCAUGCAUCUCUUAUUCAUUCCAAGAAAUCAUCUCUUGUUGUUUCUGCAUCAGAUGUCCAAGAGAGUGAAGCUCCCCUGAAGAUUCGGAAGCCAGUGGAAGCACAGGCAGAUAAAUUAGAUAUAAAUACUUUCCAUUCUGUCAUUGUUGCUGAUACUGAAGUUCAGUCUCCUGUGGACAUUCUAAGUAAACCUAUAUUGCCUACAGGAAAAGCAAAAACAAGCUUUAUUCCUCAAAAGGCACUUGAAAUUCUUGAAUCUCAUACUCACCAGAAAGAAAAGGACUUCCAGCCUAGCAAGCCUGAAGACUUGGUUAUUCAGGGUAAGGUUGAAUGCAGUGACAAUUUCCUUGAAGUACAAGAAACAAAAGCUCAGUCUCCAUUAAGGGAAUUAAAAGAGGCCAAACCUGUCACAGAUAUGGCAAGCACAUCUGUUGUCCCUCAAAAGUCUGUGAAAGUUUCAGAAGUGUCAGUGAGUUUUAAAGAAGAGGAAUUCAAGGAGAUCCCAAGAUACUCUCAUACAGCAACAGAAGAGCAAAUACCUGGCCAUCUUCCAUUGGAAAUAACUCAAAGCACCAUUCAAGAUACUAUUAAAGAUUUUACAACCAGUAUUCCAAAAGGAGAAUCAGCAUCAGUAGAUCUGAAGAGCUUUCAUGCAGCAUCUGUCAUGGAGAUCCAUGCAGCCCAGGCUGAAGAAAAAUAUAAUCCUUCUCAGCAUCCAACAACUACUGCUAAAACACAUUUGGUAGAAGGUAUGCAGCCUAUUAUUACAGAAGAAAUUUGUGCAUCAUCUUCAGUUAUAGACUUUGAUGUUCCUGAUAAACCAAAAUCUAAAGAAGCAACAAAGAGUUUUGAAGAACAAAAGGCAAUAACUAUUACUGAGACUGGAAUGCAUGAAAAAGAAGAGUCACUUAUGGAAAAGAAGCCUGUUGAAUUACAUUUAAAAUCUAAAAUAAAUGGAGGGCUUGAGCCUCUCCUUAUCACUGAAGUGGAAAGUGAGGAAACUAUUGGCAAAGUAGUUCCUAAAACAAUGCCUGAAAAAGAAAGUGCAAAAAUUGAACUUACUCAUGCAGCUAAGGUGGCUCUUUCAUCUGGUGUACUAAUAAAUGAAUGCGAAGGAUGGCAUGAAGAUGAAAAACCAGAAGCACAGAAGGCAGAAGGGAUCAUGAGCACAGGGGAGGCUAUUACUGUACUCGAAACACUUCCACAGUCUCUGGCCGAGGAACUUCCUGUUGCUCCCAAGCCAAAAACUGAAGAAGUAAUGGGAUCUUUAAUUCCAUCAAAAACUGUGUCAGUCUCAGAGGUUAUUUUGCAUGAAAAAGAAGGAGUACAUGAAGCAGACAAGUUCCCUACUAUUUCUUUACCCAGUCAGACACAAGCACCAAAUAUCCCAUUAGUUGUACAAGAGACUCAUACAGAUUCAAGUUUGUCUGAACUGGCUCAGCAGAAAAUGUUGCCAUCACAGUCAGCUUCAGUAUCUCUUACUGCUCAUGUCACUGCUUCUUCUACAGCUGUAGGUGUUAGUGAGAAAGAAGGUGUAUAUAAAAAAGAGAAACCAAUAGAAGAUCUUGCAAAUGUUGAAUAUGAAAGUGGAAAAGUCUCCAUUCAAGUAAGCGAAACAAGAGCAGAAUCACCAGUGAAAGAUUUUAAGGAUAUUAAGCCAGAGAAUGCACAGGCAAGGCCAGAUAUCAUACCUCAGAAGGCUAUUGCUGUAUCUGAAAUGGAAUCUAAAGAAAAAGAAGGAACUCUUGAAAUUAAGAAGCCAUCAACAAUUUCACUGAAGUCUGAUAUCACGCAGCCUUUGCAUUCACUGACUGUAUCUGAAAUCAGUGCAGAAAGUAAUAUUCAUAUGUUAGAUGUAGAUAAGAUCAAUGAAGAACAGGCUAAGACAAGUCAUAUUCCACACCAUGCGACUGCAGUUAGUGAACCAUUUGUGCAUCAGAAAGAACAGGAUUAUACCCAGCCGAAACCACUUUCUGCUGAACCAAAGGAAUCAUGUGCUCCUGGUCAUGAAUCAGUUCAAAUAACAGAAACAAGAGCAGAGUCCCCCAUUACAGACAGAGAUGAAAAAGAAACUCUAAAAAGCAAAGCUAAAAGUCAAGUCAUCCCACAAGACACAGUACAGGUACAUGAAGUAAGGGUUCAUGAAUCUGAAGGAGACUUUAAAUUAAGUAAGCCAGAGGAAUCAGUUGGUAUAGUAAAUCGCACCCCGGGCCAUAUAGUUGCAAUUUCUACAAAUGUUGAAUUAUCUGAAAGCAUCCAGAAAAUGGAAGAUGCAGGGAAAUUGGAAGGUAAAACUGCAAAAAUGACCAUAAGUCCACAGCAAGCUGCAGAAGUUAUACAACAUGACGUGAGUGAGGCAGGAAAAGUGUUAAAAGAAGUGAAACCAGAAGAAAAGAAAGCAUUGCCAAAUAUAGAAGAAAUGCAAUCUGUGUCGGUUAUGGAAAUAAGUGCAGAAACCAAGGAACAAAAUUAUGACAUUAAAGAAUUACCAUCAGUGCAUAAUGUUGAAGCCAAACCAGUUAUUACUCCCCUUCACCUUGCUCAUGUUAACCAUCCUGAGGUAGCAGAGCAGGAGGGGGUUGUCCCUACAUUUGACACCACUGGUACUAGUCAUGCAAAACUUGAAUUUACACCACACACUUCAAAAUUAGUGAUUCAGCAACAACCUAAUAUACUUACAGGCAUAUUAAAAUCAGAACAACCUAUUCAUGCCUCAGGCAAGGUGGUAAUGGAGCCAGCUGCCCAUGUCUCAGGUUCAGAAGAAGUUGUUAUUGAAACAAUUGAGGAAACAGCAUCUAAAGCCACACCACAAGCUAUGCAGGCUCAUCGUCUUCUAGAUACACAGCAAACUAUUUCUGUUAUGCAAGUCUCUGCUUUUAAUCAAGCAGAGGCAAUGGGUAAAGUUGCUACGCCAAUAGCAGCAACAGCAAAGACUGUCCAGACAACUCAACAAAGCAUUAAUGUGCAUGAAGCUGAUCUAAGAGAAUCAUCAUCUAGUGUCACUCCUGAAAAAACUACAGAACAAAAAGCGACUGCUGUCUUUGAUCAAAGAGAACAUGUUACAGUUUCUGAAGUAAAGUCAGAUGAACUUCCAGCUGAAAUGAAGCAUGUGAGGCUUGAAGGUAAAGCUUUACCUGUAGUAAAGCCUCAUGAAACUGUCACUGUCUCAUCUGUUACUGUAGCAGAAAAUUAUGAAGAGUCAAAGCACCCAAUACCACGAAUGGAACAGGCUCAGCCUAUUGCAAUGCCUCAGGAUUAUGUCUCAGUUGAGGAAACUAAAGUUCAUGAGAGUUCAGGAGAAAUAAAAAUCAAGCAGCCAACAGAAGAAAGAGCUACAACUUCUGUAUCAAAGCGUGAAUCUGUCAUGAUUUCUGAGGUAAAGACAGAGGAAAAACCAGUAUCUAUAAGAGAAAGAAGACCUUCCCAGGAAAGAGCUAAGCCAGCUGUUGUGAAGCAAGAACAUGUAAUUGUAUCAGAGACAUCAACAGCUGAAGCACCUGGAUUUGUAAAACAUCGCAGACCUUCUGAAGACAGAGCUAAAACAAUUCUUUCCCAAAAACAGUCAGUUAUUGUUUCAGAAGUUCAGUCAGAAGAAGCUCCUAAAUCUACAAAGCAAAGAACUCCAUCACAAGAAAGGGCAAGACAAGUAAUGUCAGAAAAGGAAUCUUUUGUUGUUCAAGAGGUUAAAGUACAUGAACUUCCAAAAGAUCUUCCAAAGGCCAAACCCAAGGAGGAUAAGGCUAAGAAGGUUAUUCCUCAACAGGAAUCCAUCUCAGUUCAAGAGACGCAAGUUGAGGUACACACAGGAGAUAUUUCACAUGUAAAGCCAAAAGAAGAAAAAGCAAAGAAGAUAUUUGAAAAGCGUUCUUCAGUGGCUGUAUCCGAAGUCUCUAGUCAUGAAAUGGCUGUAAAGAUGCCUGAUUAUAUGCCUCAGAAGACUGAGUCUGCAAAAACAAAAAUGGACCAUAUGGAAGUUGUAAGUAUUUCUGAAGUAACUCCUGAUGAAGCUCCUCACAUUGUACCCAAAGAGAAAAGAAGAACAGAAACUGCUACUAUGAUUCUUCCUGAAAUGAAGGAGACAAUACAGAUCACAGAAGUCUCUACCGAGGAAACACCACACAGUGUAGUUCAUGCUAAGAAGAAUGAACAGUAUGCACAGGUAGUCCUUAAACCAACAGAAUCAAUAAGUGUUUCUCAUACACAAGUACAUGAAUCUACUGAUGAAGUGCGGAAGUUAAAGCAUGUGGAAGAAAGGGCUCAGACCAUCCUUCCUCAACAAGAUUCAAUUACAGUUCAAGAGAUAAAUGUAAAGGAAGAACCAGAAGAAGUAAGGGAACACAGACCUAAAACUGAAACAGCAAAAUCUAUACUUUCACCUCGACAAUCAAUUGCAGUGGAAGAGAUAACUGUGAAGGAAAGUCCUGGGUCAGUAUCAGAAGUUAAGCCAAAAACUCAACAAGCUACAUCGGUUCUCUCAGAACAUGAAUCCAUCACUGUCCUGGAAGUUAAUAUUAAAGAAUCUCCUGGUAAUAUAAAGGAUAUAAAGCCAAAAACAGGAACAGCAGAGACUAUCUUUACAACUCAAGAUUCUAUUGCUGUUCAAGAAGUUUCAGUGAAGGAGGCACCUGGUUCUGUUAAAGAUGUAAAACCCAAGACAGAACUGGCUACUGCCAUCAUUUCCCCCCAUGAAUCAUUGACAGUUCAAGAAGUAUCUGUUAAAGAAGCGCCAGGUGAUAUGAAAGAAUCAAAACCAAAGCAUGAACAAGCCUCUUCAGUUUUAACUCCUCUGGAAUCCAUCAAUGUUCAUGAGGUUUCAGUGAAGGAUGCUACAGGAUCUUUGAAAGAUUUACUAAUAAGUACAGAGCAAGCUUUAGCCAAGAUAUCUCCUCAUGAAUCAAUAACAGUUGAGGAGGUUUCCAUUAGGGAAGCUCCUGGCUCAGUGAAAGAUGCAAAACCUAGGACAGAAAUGGCAACAUCAAUAAUUUCUCCUCAUGAGUCUAUCACUGUACAAGAGGUAUCUGUGAAGGAUGCUCCUGGAGAGGUCAAGGACAAAAAGCCAAAGCAUGAGCAGGCUUUAUCUGUGCUCUCUCAACAAGAAUCCAUUAGUGUACAUGAGGUAUCUGUAAAAGAUGCCCCAGGAACCUUGAAGGAUUUGAAACUAAGCCCAGAACAAGCCUCAUCUAUCAUUUCUCCACAUGAAUCAAUUACCGUUCAAGAAGUUUCUGUGAAAGAAGCUCCUGGUUCUAUGAGAGAUGCAAAGCCUAAGACAGAAAUGGCAACUUCAAUCAUUUCUCCUCAUGAAUCAAUCACUGUACAAGAGGUAUCUGUGAAGGACGCUCCAGGAGAAGUAAAAGAGAAAAAACCAAAGCAUGAGCAGGCUUUAUCUGUGCUCUCUCAGCAAGAGUCCAUCAGUGUACAUGAGGUAUCUGUAAAAGAUGCUCCAGGAACCUUGAAGGAUUUGAAACUAAGUCCAGAGCAAGCUUCAUCUAUUAUUUCUCCUCAUGAGUCCAUUACAGUAGAAGAAGUUUCUGUGAGAGAAGCUCCUGGUUCUAUGAGUGAUGCAAAGCCCAAGACAGAAAUGGCAACUUCAAUCAUUUCUCCUCAUGAAUCAAUCACUGUACAAGAGGUAUCUGUGAAGGACGCUCCAGGAAAAAAUUUAUCUGUGCUCUCUCAGCAAGAGUCCAUUAGUGUCCAUGAGGUAUCUGUGAAAGAUGCUCCAGGAACCUUGAAGGAUUUGAAACUAAGUCCAGAACAAGCUUCAUCUAUUAUUUCUCCUCAUGAGUCCAUCACAGUAGAGGAGGUUUCUGUGAAAGAAGCUCCUGGUUCUAUGAGUGAUGCAAAGCCCAAGACAGAAAUGGCAACUUCAAUUAUUUCUCCUCAUGAGUCAAUCACUGUACAAGAGAUAUCUGUGAAAGAUGCUCCAGGAGAGGUCAAGGACAAAAAGCCAAAGCAUGAGCAGGCUUUAUCUGUGCUCUCUCAACAAGAAUCCAUUAGUGUACAUGAGGUAUCUGUAAAAGAUGCCCCAGGAACCUUGAAGGAUUUGAAACUCAGUCCAGAACAAGCUUCAUCUAUUAUUUCUCCUCAUGAGUCCAUUACAGUAGAAGAGGUUUCUGUGAAGGAAGCUCCUGGUUCUAUGAGUGAUGCAAAGCCUAAGACAGAAAUAGCAACUUCAAUUAUCUCUCCUCAUGAGUCAAUCACUGUACAAGAGGUAUCUGUGAGAGAUGCUCCAGGAGAGGUAAAGGACAAAAAACCAAAGCAUGAGCAAGCUUUAUCUGUGCUCUCUCAGCAGGAGUCCAUUAGUGUGCAUGAGGUAUCUGUAAAAGAUGCUCCAGGAACCUUGAAGGAUUUGAAACUAAGUCCAGAACAAGCUUCAUCUAUUAUUUCUCCUCAUGAGUCCAUUACAGUAGAAGAGGUUUCUGUGAAGGAAGCUCCUGGUUCUAUGAGUGAUGCAAAGCCUAAGACAGAAAUGGCAACUUCAAUUAUUUCUCCUCAUGAGUCUAUCACUGUACAAGAGGUAUCUGUGAAGGACGCUCCAGGAGAAGUAAAAGAGAAAAAACCAAAGCAUGAGCAGGCUUUAUCAGUGCUCUCUCAGCAGGAGUCCAUCAGCGUGCAUGAGGUAUCUGUGAAAGAUGCCCCAGGAUCUUUGAAGGAUUUGAAGCUCAGCCCAGAACAAGCUUCUUCUGUUAUUUCUCCUCAUGAAUCAAUUACAGUUGAAGAAGUUUCUGUGAAAGAAGCACCUGGCUCAGUUAAGGAUGUAAAACCAAAGACUGAAAUGGCUACCUCCAUCAUAUCUCCUCAUGAAUCUAUAACAGUAGAGGAGGUAACUGUGAAAGAUGCCCCAGGAGAAAUGAAAGACAAGAGAUUGAAGCAUGAGCAAGCCACUUCAGUCUUUUCUCCACAAGAGUCAAUUAGUGUCCAUGAAGUAUCAGUAAAAGAUGCACCAGGAUCCAUGAAAGAUUUCAAACUGAAAACAGAACAAGCUUCAUCAGUAAUAUCUCCACAUGAAUCUGUCACAGUGGAAGAAGUAUCCGUAAAAGGGGCAUCAGCAGAUUUCAGUGAUAAGAAACCACAGUCUGAGACUGCAACCUCAGUAUUCUCUCCACAGGAGUCUAUUGCUGUCCAUGAGGUGUCAGUGAAGGAUGCCCCAGGUUCUUUGAAAGAUCUAAAAUUCAGAACAGAACAGGCAUCCUCUGUCAUAUCUCCACAUGAGUCUGUCACAGUUCAAGAGGUGUCUGUAAAGGAAACAUUUACUGAUAUUACAGACAAAAAACCAAAAACUGAAACAGCAACAUCACUAUUGUCAACAAAGGAAUCUAUAGCCAUUCAUGAAGUUUCAGUAAGGGAUGCACCGGGUUCAAUGAAAGAUUUAAAACUGAAGACUGAACAAGCAACAUCCAGCAUAUCUCCUCAUGAGUCCCUUACUGUAGAAGAAGUGUCUGUAAAAGAGGCAUCAGCAGACCUCAGUCAACAAAAGCCAAAAACAGAAAAAGCCACAUCAAUUCUUUCUCCUCAGGAAUCAAUUUCUAUCCAAGAAGUAUCUGUUGGAGAUGCUACAGGAUCUAUGGCAGAUAUUAAACCAAAAACUGAACAAGCAACAUCUAGUAUUUCUCCCCAUGAAUCAAUCACAGUAGAAGAAGUAACAGUGAAGGAAGCUCCAGGAGAUGUAAGUGAUAAAAAGCCAAAGACGGAGAAAGCUACUUCAAUAUUCUCACCACAAGAAUCCAUUGCUGUUCAUGAAGUGUCUGUUAAGGAUACCACAGGCUCAAUGAAAGACUUAAAACUGAAAAAAGAACAAGCUUCAUCAGUAAUUUCUCCUCAUGAAUCACUUACCAUAGAAGAAGUAUCAGUGAAGGAAACAUCUAAAGAGCUUAGUGACGAAAAACCAAAAACAGAACUGGCAACCUCAAUCUUUUCUCCUCAAGAAUCUAUUGCCAUUCAUGAAGUAUCUGUGAAGGAUGCUCCAGGAUCCCUUAAAAAUUUAAAAUUCAAGACAGAACAAGCUUCAUCUGUCCUUUCUCCUCAUGAGUCUCUUACAAUUGAAGAAGUAUCUGUGAAAGAAGCAUCAGGAGAUCUGAGUGAUAAAAAACCAAAGACAGAAGUAGCAACAUCUAUAUUCUCUCCUCAGGAAUCUAUUUCUGUCCAUGAAGUAUCUGUAAAAGAUGCUCCAAGUUCUAUGAAAGAUCUGAAACUGCAAACAGAGAAAGCAUCUUCUGUCAUAGCUCCUCAUGAGUCUGUUACAGUUGAAGAGGUAUCUGUCAAAGAAACAUCUGGAGACAUUAGUGAGACAAAACCAAAAACAGAAACAGCAACUUCAAUUUUCUCUACUCAAGAAUCUAUUGCCAUUCAAGAGAUUUCUGUGAAAGAAGCCCCAAUGGACAUUACUGCUAAACUGCCCAAAACUGAAAAAGCCACUUCUACAUUUACACCUCAGGAAUCUAUUGCUAUUCAUGAGGUGUCUGUGAAAGAUGCCCCAGGAUCAAUGAAAGAUUUGAAAUUCAAAACUGAACAAGCAUCAUCUACAAUUGCUCCUCAUGAAUCUGUUACAGUUGAAGAAGUGUCUGUUAAAGAAACAUCUGGAGAUAUUGAAGAGAAGAAACCUAAAACGGAAAAAGCUACUUCUAUUCUUUCUCAACAGGAAUCCAUUAGUGUACAUGAAAUUUCUGUUAAAGAUGCUCCAGGUUCCAUGAAGGACUUAAAGCCAAUUACAGAGAAAGCAUCAGCUACUAUUGCACCACACGAAUCAGUAACAAUUGAAGAGGUUUCAGUUAAGGAAGCAUCACAAGACCUGGACAGCCUAAGGCCAAAACCAGAACUUGCAAAAUCUGUUUUGUCACCAAAAGAAUCAAUAGCAGUUCAGGAAAUUUCAGUAAAGGAGGCACCAGGGGACAUAGAGACUUUGAAGCCCAAAUCAGAAAAAGCACGAGUCACUGUAACAAAGAAAGAUUCCCUUCAGGUUCUAGAAGUUGCGUCUGAGCUCGCUCCAGACACCAUACCAGAGAGUCACAUGAUUGGAGACAAGGCAAAGGUUAUUGUCACAGAGGAUCUCCAACGUGCAGAUCAGGAAGAUGUUAUUGUGUUACGAGGUCCAAAGAAAGAAAAGAAGGUCAUUGAAGUAGUGGAGGAAUCAGAUGAAGAAGUUCCAGUUAUAAAGAAAGAAAAGAAGGGAGAAACAAUUGAGGAAAAAAUAAGUGAACCAGAAGAAGAGACAGAAGAAGUUACUGAAGAAGUAGAAGUUAAGAUGAAGCCAAAGACAAAGCCAAAGAUCCAGACUGAAGAGACUGAAGAAGUUGUUCUUAAGAAACCUGAGGAGAAAAUACUUGAAGAAACCACAGAAGAUGUACAAGUAAAAAUCAAACCAAAGAAAGAGCCUAAAAUAGAGGAAGAACAAAUUUCUGAGGAAGUAACAAUAAAGAAACCUGAGAAAAAGGAAGAGAUCAUUGAGGAAGUCUCAGAAGAUGUAACGAUUAAAAAGAAACCAAAGAAGAAGCCUGAAUUAAAGGAAGCUACAGAAGAGGUAACACUCAAGAAACCAGAAAAGAAGCCUGAAGAAAAAGUUGUUGAAGAAGUUACAGAAGAGGUGCAAGUUCAGAUGAAAUCCAAGAAAAAGCCUGAAGUCAAGACUGAAGAGAUUGCUGAGGAAGUGACACUGAAAAAGCCAGAGGAGAAACCUGAAGAAAAGGUUAUUGAAGAAGUCACUGAAGAGGUGCAGAUCAAGAUGAAGCCAAAGAAGAAGCCUGAAGUCAAGACCGAAGAGAUUGCUGAAGAAGUGACACUGAAGAAACCUGAGGAGAAACCUGAAGAAAAGGUUGUUGAAGAAGUUACUGAAGAGGUGGAGAUCAAGAGGAAGCCAAAGAAGAAGCCUGAGUUAAGAGAAGAGGAAAAGGUUGUUGAAGAAGUUACUGAAGAGGUGAGAUCAAAUAAGCAAAGAGAACUGGACCAAAGAAGAGGUUUCACAAGAGCAAUCAACAAAGAAAAGGUAGUUGAGGAUAUUACAGAAGAAGUGAAAAUAAAAAUGAAACCAAAGACAGAAUAUGAGGAAAUAUCUGAAGAGGUGACAAUCAAGAGAAAGCCUCAAGAAAAGGUGGAAGUAGUGACUGAAGAUGUGCUCAUUAAGAUGAAGCCUAAACAACCAGAGACGUUUGAGGAUGUAUCUGAAGAACUUACAAUAAGGAAGGAUGAGCCCAUAGAAAAAGUAGCAGAAGAAGUGACUGAGGAUGUGCAUAUUAAAUUCAAACCUAAAAAGAAGGAACCCAAAAAGCACGUAGAGGAAGUAAAUGAAGAAAUUACAAUAAUCAAAGAACAGGAACCAUCUGAGGAAGUACAGGAGGAGGAUGUUGAAGAAGUUCAGAUUAUACGAAAACCUAAAAGAAAGGCUAUUGUCAAAGAGGAAAUAUCUGAGGAAUUUGUCAUCCAGAAACCUCAAAAAACAGAAGAGCCAGCUGAAGAAGUUACGGAAGAAUUCAAGGUUAAGAGACCUAAGCCAAAGAAGCCAGAGGAUGUCUCAGAAGAAUUUGUAAUGAAGGAGGAAUCACCAGAACCAACUGUGGCUGAGGAAAUAACUGAGGAAGUUAGUAUCAAAAUGAAACCGAAGAAGAAGAAGCCAUUCAUAACAGAGGAAAUAAGUGAGGCUGUGACUCUUAAAAAACCAAGGGACAAAGAAGAAGAACCAGAAGAAGUAAGUGAAUCUGUUGUUCUGAAGAGAAAAGAAAAACCGUUUGUGAGAGAGACUCAGGAGAUUUCUCAAGAGGUUGAAAUGAAGCUGAGGGAAGGUGAAAACUUUACCCAGGAGGAAACUACAGAAGAUGUAAGCAUUAAAAUGAAGCGGCCAAAAAAGAAAUAUUCUGUGACUGAAGAGACAAUUGAAUCCAAGAUGAUGAUCCAGGAGUCUGAUGAUGAGGAACCUGAAAUAAUUUACCAAGAAUUAGAUGAAGUUGAAGUAAUGCAGCAGUUGAUUGAUGAUGAAUCUGAGAUUGCUGAGGAGACUGUAGCAUUUAGAAAGCCUAAGAAGAAGGUCAUUGUAAAAGAUGAAGGUGAAGAGACAGUAACAAUCAAAAAGAAAAGAGUCGUUAAGAAAGAUGAUGAAACUGAUGCUCAAGUUACUCUUAAAGAACCAAAAUCACCUGAGGAGAUCCAAGAAUCUUUCCAGUUAAGACUUCCAAGAAAGAAGAAGUAUGUAGUUGAAGAAGAAGAGGAAGUUGAGGUAGGUGUAAAGCUUAGGAAAGAGCCAGAGUACCCAGAGUAUGAAAUUGGGGAAGAUGUACAGGAAACCUUUAAGAUUAGAGCUCGUGAACCAGAUGUCACUGAGGAAGAGGUUGAACAGUUCGAAGAUGUUGAGGGUGAGUUCACCUUUGGCCUACCACGCAAAGAAAAGCCAAGGUUAACAGAGGAAAUUGAAACUACUCAAAAGAUCAAGCUCCCUCCCCUACCCAAACAACCUCCUCUCUUCACCCAAGAGGAUGUCCAAAUGCAAAUUCAGAUUGCCCAGCAGACCCCCACAGAAGCAUAUGAACUUGCUCCACCUCUGCAAGUGAAGUUCAAUGACCAGCUGCGUGCUACCGCAACUUACGUGUGUGAGACAGACCAGCAGAAUGCCAUGCACCUCGUUGAGGGUGAGCGAGUCUAUGUGCAAGAAUCAACCAACAGUGACUGGUGGUUUGUCAAGAAACAUUUGACUUUGGAGCAAGGUUACGUUCCUGCUAAGCUUCUGGCAGAAGAGACCUCUUACACCCACUAUGUCCAGCAGAAACUAGCAGAAAAGAUCAGCAAGCUCCCUGUGUUUGACAAACUGAAGAAGGGCCAAAAGGCAGAACCACCUACAAUAGUGACGAAAAUCCAGCCAUCAGUAAUAGCUGAUGGAAAAGAAGCUCAGUUUGUCUGCAAGGUCCAGGGUACUCCACGACCUACUAUUACCUGGUUCAGACAGACUGCUAUUAUUAAGCCAUCUGAUGAGUUCCAGGUGUUCUACUCUGAUGACAACACCGCUACACUGGUCAUAAAGGAAGUAUUCCCUGAGGAUGCUGGUAUGUUCACCUGUGUGGCCAAAAAUGAAUUUGGCUACUCUUCUUGUAGUGCUGAGCUUGUUGUGGAAGGUCCUAUCAGUGACCAUGGCAGUGAGUCCAUGAUGGCCUCUCGCCGUAGCCUGAGCAGAGAAUCUUCUGUCUGUGAUUACCUGGAGGGCAUUCCACCAACAUUUGCAGAUAAGCCAAAGGUCAAAACAGUUGAGGAAGGAGCUCAACUUGAAAUGGAUGUCCGUCUUGUGGCCAUCCCAGAACCUGAGAUUACAUGGAAGAAGAAUGGACAGGUUAUCAAGGAUUCUCAGCACCUACGCAUUGUGAAGCAGAAGGAUGUUCAUGCAUAUCGUUCUAUCAUUAUCAUCAAGGGAGUGAAGAAAGAGGAUGAAGGACAAUACGAGGUCAUUGUCAAGAACCGUGAAGGAGAAGCCAGGAAUCAAAUUACACUUAAAGUUACUGCACCUCAGGCUCCUGCCUUCCAAGAGAAGUUUGGAGACCAGACUGUAGAGGCUGAGGGAACAAUUCGACUUGUUGCAAAGAUUCGUGGUGUCCCAGCACCUGAUGUUACCUGGAGCAGUACCUUCAAACGUGGUUUGGAGUCAUGUGUUGUUGAUGAGAACUCUGAGGUUAUACUGGAGUGCCGUACCUCUAAGGAAAAACAGUGCACUUGGUACAAGGGUAACACUGAACUCAAGAGCAGUAAGACCAUGCACAUUGAGCAAGAAGGUCUUACUCAUCGUUUGGUCAUCCAGUCAGCUACUAUGGGUGAUUCCGGCAAAUACAGCUGCAAAUUUGACAACCAGUCUACUUUCUGUAACCUUACUGUGAAAGGUGUUGAUGACUUUGUUGAGAGGAUCCAAGAUGUUGAGGUCCAGGAAAGAGAACAAGCCAUCCUGCAGGUCGAAGUCAGCAGUGAGAAGGCCACUGUUACCUGGCACAAGGAUGGUGAGGAGAUCACAAGCAAGACAAAUCGCUUUAAACUGGUCAGUGAAGGCAAGAAGAGGAAGCUGAUUCUUACAAGUGCCACCUUGGCUGAUGAGGGUGAAUACACUUGUGUCCUGGGUGACCAGGAAUGUACUGCUGAGCUCACUGUACGAGAACUGCCUGCUGAAAUUGUUAAAAAGAUGAAGGACCAAGUGGUCUCAAAGGGCAACAGAGCCACCAUGGAGGUUGAACUUACAAAGGGUGAUGCUGUCAUUACCUGGUAUAAGGAUGGUCAGGAAAUUCGCUUCUCUGAUCAUUACCAACUCUCCAUUGAUGGCAAGAUCCAGAGGCUAAUGGUGUAUAACUGUCAACUUGAAGACAGUGGAGUUUACCGUGCUGUUGUGGGCAAGAGUGAAUGUUCUGCCUCACUUAAGGUUGAGCUGCAAGCAGAGGGAGACUUCUCUAAGAAAUUACCAGCACAGAUGGAUGUUAAUUACAAAGCAGAUGCUACAUUUGUGGUUGAAAUCACAAAGGAAUAUGAUGUUAAGUGGUACAGAAAUACUGAAGCGAUUAUAAGCUCUGACAAAUACAUCAUGAAGAAGGAAGGCAUGAAGAGAAUCUUAAUUGUUAAGAGUGUGACUCAAGCUGAUGCCUUUGAGUAUUCCUGCAUCCUUGGAAGCCUCAAGACAUCUUGCAAACUUAAUGUUGUCUUGAUGGAAACUGCUCCAAAGAUCGAGAAGCUGCACCAGAAGGCUGAAAUUGUUGUUACAAAGGGAAAAGAUGCUACUCUUACUGUGCCUUUUACUGCUACUCCAGUUCCCAAGAUUUCCUUGUACUACAAGGGUCAGCUUGUAGAAACUGCAAAGUCCCAUAAGAUCCUGCCAGCUAUAUCUGAGAAUGUGGCCAAUAUUACUAUAAAACAGGUAGAAAAUAUUGACUGUGGAGAGUAUAAGCUCAAGUUGAGCAAUGACUGUGGAGAUGCUUAUGCAGAGUUCACUGUUAAGAUCCUUGAUAAGCCAUCCUCACCUGGUUGUCCUGAGCCAAUGAAAGUUACCAAUGAUUCUGUAACCUUGCACUGGACCAUACCUCAGGAGGAUGGUGGACGAGUUAUUAUCAAUUACAUAAUUGAAUACAGGACCAAGAGAGAGGAGAAAUGGAUUGUGUAUAACAAAGACUAUAAGGUUACUGAAAGCACUGUUGUUGUUCAGCAUCUGACUAAGGAUGAGGAAUACAGCUUUAGGGUUUCUGCUGUCAAUGAAAUUGGAACCUCUGAAGUCUCUAGGAGUUGUGAGUUUGUCAAGGUUUCUGAGCCAGUGAGAGCUGAACCUCCUAUGGUAAAGGAACAACUUCAGGCUGUUGUGAGUGGCCUUCAUCAAGAGGUCAUCCUCCGCUGUGUUGUUACAGCCACACCUGCACCCAAAAUUGAAUGGCUUAGAGACGGCAAAGCUAUUUCUGGAUUUACUAAGUAUGAAAACUUCACUGCCACAUUCACAAUCAAGCAGACUAAUGAAGAUUCUGGUGGUAUGUACACCUGCCGUGCUAGUAAUGAAGCUGGUAUGGCAGAGUGUUCUGCUACUGUUGUCAUUCAAGAGGCACCAAGAUUUGAUUAUGAUGAAAAACAGCAGUGUCAACGUCUACAUGUAGGUGAAAAAUGGCAUGUCCCUAUUCAGGUUAUUGGCUACCCAAGACCCAGGAUCAUUUGGUCUCGUAAUGACCAACCACUCAUGUCCUCUCAGCGCAUUGUGAUUCAUACUGAAGAAUCUGAGGGAAUGACAGAUAUUGCUAUUCAAAAGUUGUCAAUGGAGGAUUCUGCUGUGUAUACAUUAACGGCAGAAAAUUCUGCUGGACGAUCUCAGCUGAGCUUUAAUCUCAGAGUUGUUGAGCGCCCUGCACCACCUAUGGGACCUCUCAGGGUUAGUGAAGUGACUUCCUCAUCCCUGAGACUAACAUGGGAAGCUUCACCCUAUGAUGGAGGUAUGGAGAUCACUUCCUACUACAUUGAAAAGCUUGAGAAGACCCAGAAGCAAUGGCAGAAGGUAGCAGAGGUUGGCGCUUCCGUGAGGACAUAUGUUGUCAUGGAGCUGGUUGAAGGUCAUGAAUACAUGUUCAGGGUGUUUGCUGUCAAUGCUCUUGGAAUUUCUGACUCCCUGGAGGUUUCUGAAACCAUUCUCAUCAAGAGUCCAUUUGACAAGCCAGGUCCUCCAAUUGGUCCCUUCGACGUUAGCAACAUUACUGAAUCAUCUAUUUUGCUACACUGGGAUGAGCCUGACUCAGACGGUGGCUCACCUAUCACUCACUACAUUCUGGAAAAACGUGAAUCCACCAAGAAAGCAUGGACAAAGGUUGGCCAGACCUCAGCAGAUGUCACCCAGAUGGAGGUUACAGGGCUAAAGAGAGGUGUUGGCUACUGCUUCAGAGUGUUUGCAUUCAAUGCAGUUGGGCAAGGACCUCCUCUACAGCCUGAAGAGCCGAUCACAGCAGGCAAGAAGAUCACUCCUCCAUCAAAGCCCAACAGCCUUCAGGUGAUAGAUGUUACCACCAAGACUGUGACCCUCGCUUGGGCACCUCCAACUACUACAGGAGGAGCUGACCUGAUGGGUUAUGUAAUUGAACGAAGGCUGAUCUCAGAAAAGAAAUGGGAGAGGGUUGACACUGUGGAUGCUUCUGUGACUUUGUACUGCAUAGAGAACUUGCAAGAAAAAUCUGAAUAUGAGUUCAGAGUGUUUGCUGAAAAUCCAGUCGGUCUUAGUCUAGAAGCUGCAAUGACAGAACAAGUCAGGCUUAAGACUCAUGCAAUGCCACCAUCACCACCAACUGCACCACUGGAAGUUCGUCCUACAGGCCCCAAUAGCCUCAUGAUUGAGUGGGGAGCACCUGAGAGUGAUGGUGGUGCUCCAUUGUUAGGAUAUAUCAUUGCCAUCAGAGACAUCAAGAGAACCAUGUGGAUUGAAGUAGGCCAAGUUGGAGCCAACUUCACUAGGUUACACAUCAAAGAGUUGCAGGAGGAACACGAGUACCAUGUCAGAGUGUUUGCUCGUAAUGAAGUGGGCACAAGUGAUCCUCUGGAAACUGAAGAUCCUGUGAAGGUCAUCCGGCCAGCUGACUUCACGGAGCUGCCUGAGGAUGAUAAUGCGCCUUCACUGUCCUACUCCACGACGGAGACACUCUCCUGGAUGCGGGAGGCUGGCAUGGAUGCCGAUAUCUACUCUUAUGCUCGUGGUCGCCUCCUGAACAGAGACGAAUACUUCUUCAAAGUCUGGCACCGCGGGAUGGACAAAUAUGAAGAGAAAAAAUAAUAUGUCAGAAAUAUUUUUAUUAUAAUUUUUUAAUAGGAAACUCUUAGUUAAAUACUGUAUUGUUGAAAAUAUAAUUUUAUUUGUUAAUUUCUGUUAAUGUAUAUUGCCAAUUACGGAGACAUGUCUCCUUUGAAAUGAGCAGGUGAUGGGGUUGGUGUCCAAUCUCUUGCCUGUUAUGGAGAAUACCCUUUUAAGGAACUGAAGUUGUACUUACUAUUUACUGAUGAUCGUCAUAUUUUUGUCAGUGAUUCUCGAUUAUGUGUACUAUAAUGGCUCCAGGUGUCCACAAUAAGGAGGAUACCGGAAGCCACCCUUUGAAGACUUGUGCGCCAUAAGGUGUUCGGUCCUGGACUUCCCAGUAGGAACUUUCGCUCUGGUCCUGUUUUGACAUCAUCAUCAUUAUCCUGAGAUGUUCACCUGUGCACCCAGUAAAACAGACCCGGAAGUUUCUAGCUGUGAUAUUCCCAAAUGGCCCAAAUAUACCAUCAUAUAGAUAUUUUCUUUUAGUAUUGCGGGCCUAAAUUCCAACCCGUGGACCAAAUCUUGUGGCAGUACAACUCUAAACGACUUUGAUACACGAAACCCUUAUUUUGUGUACUGUAUAGAUUUUGUCAUUGUAUUGUCUUGCUCGUGACUCAGGAUUAAAUGUAAUCAUUUCUAUUUAUAAAUGAUCGUAUCACUGAACGCGAAUGUGUCCAUAUUAGUCUCAUCAUAAAUAUGUAUGACCUUAGCUGUUUUGUGGUGAAUGUACUGUGAUAAGCGAAACUUACCUAAGUCGACUGCGUGCUUGCAUAAGAAAAUAUCUAUUGUUUUUUUUCUUGUGUUGCCUUGUUUAUUUCCCCAAAUUUUGUGACCUAGCUGACAAGCCUUAGUGAACAUUGUGUGUCAGGAGCCAUACUGCUGCUGCGAAAAACUACCAUCUCUUUGGCCCGACCACAAAGUCCAGUAAGUUUUGGCGGCCAAGGUCAGCUUACUAAAGUCAAGUGGAUGGUCACUGUUCUUUCACAAAUGCUGCUGCAAUAUACAACCAUUAAUAUUUUUGUGGGGCAGUGGCGAUUCACUCGGCUGCCAGUUUGACUAGGCUUGUUGUGUAGAAUGAUGAUAAUAAACGGUUUAGCUGA
This is a messenger RNA of Penaeus monodon (black tiger shrimp), 55019 nucleotides long. RefSeq names its product titin-like. NCBI's taxonomy places the organism in Eukaryota, Metazoa, Arthropoda, Malacostraca, Decapoda, Penaeidae. Gene Ontology annotation, molecular function: protein binding. The record is from RefSeq and is a predicted model, not a curated record.